Molecule: messenger RNA, 52307 nt
Organism: Cinara cedri
Lineage: Eukaryota; Metazoa; Arthropoda; Insecta; Hemiptera; Aphididae
Source: the annotation of a GenBank genome assembly
AUGAUGCUCGCCGGCAAUUGGCCGCGACGACGGCUCGUCGUCCUGGUCAUCGUGCCGUGUCUGUUGUUGCAGCUGGCGCGAGAAACGCAACAGGCGGUAAGUAGCGCCGGAAUCGGCCUAUACUAAUACCUAAUUAUGUUAAAUGCGAAAAAAAUAAAUAAACGCUUAGCCCCCGCGACCCUCCCCGCCAUCCUCCCCUUGUGCGGCGUCGAAAAUACAAGUCACGUCCCGGGAGAAUUAAAACCCCCCGGAAGAACAGCGGUCUGAAAAAAUACCGCCAUUCUCUUAAAGAAAAAUUGAAUUUUUUAUCGUCUCAUCGUGUUCCGCGUAUUGUCUACGCAUUUUCCGGGGGUCUUAGCGCUAUUUUCAUUUAAUCGCGGGUCGUUUUAGCGCGAUUUCAACGACCCAUUUGAGCGCGAUACGCUUUAGGCACCUGCAUAAUACGUGGUCGUUUUACCCGUCAAACAAGACGAAAAUGAAAUGAAUUAUCACCCGAUUCCCGUCGUCUACCCCAUCGGCGCCGCGUCGGAUUUGGACGAACAGUUUGGUUAGGUUUUCGUUAACCGGGCGGCUAAUCCGCAAAUACUGCAGACGUGCCGUUUCGUAUGAAAGAAUAUUAUGUCGUAAUAUUAUAUAAGUACUAUUACUGGAAUAAAACGCUUUCAAAAUGACCUAUUUUAGUUUCAGGUUGCUAUUAUAGGUCCGAUGGUCAUUUUAGGAUGAACAAAAUUCCGUCCAUAUUUAUAUCUUCAAUCGUGAUUUAACGAAAAUAAUAAUAAUACAAAUGCAAUUACUAUUAAAUUGUUGAUAAUGGUUUUUUGAUAGCAAAGGAUUCUGGGACUCGUUACCCAUAACCGCGUUUUACAAACAAUUGCAUGGGGGUGUCGUUCGGAAUUCGAGUUGGUAAUCAAAGUGAAUCGCCUGCCCACGCGAUAGUACCUGUAGUGUUACCACCUGUCGGACACGGGAAAAUGGCCGUCGGACGACGAGGAGGGGAUGCGUUAAUCCCUUCGGGACGUGACUUGACUUCUGUUCCCCUUCCCCAUUCUACGGCAUUUGGUCGUUUUUCAAUGGCUACGCAUGAAGUGACCGUUUUUCAUCUACUCUCAAACCGCAAACGGCGGUUUUUCCGAGACGUUCUCACCCCAACAUUGACUCCGCGGUUUUUCGUCCAUUGGUUGAUUGGUUUCGAAAAAAAAAAACUGUAUAUAAGGGUACCCUAACUAUACACUAUACUAUUAACGCCAAGGUACAGCAAUUAGGUCGGAUCGACUUUACACGAUUGCCAAAGUCACAGGUCCUCUUAGGGGCAGGAAUAAAAAAAUUCGCCUUCUGUGUGACGUUUGACGGGUAACUAAUAAAAAUUAGAUUAAAACUAUAUAUUAUUAUAGACUGCUAGUUUUUUCUUCGUUUCUCCACAUUCUAUACGAUGAACGGAACGAGUUUUUCGAUAAGCAAUUGUGUCAAACCGAAAUAUAUUGUAAUGCAGUAUUACGCAACAAAUAAAAAUGUACGUUUGUACAUUGGUUGUGAAUUUGAAAGAAAAUAAUAUUAUUACAUCAGGAAGUGUGCAGUGCAAAAGUAUUGGUAUUUUUUUCACUUGCGAUAGAUUUUGACGGAUAUUAUUUUUUGAUUUACAAUUUUUUCUUACGGAUCAAUAUUACGAUAAUUAUUCAAACAAUUACAUAUGGGAAGUGAGGGGGUGGGUUUAUUGUACGAAAAAGAUAUUUUAUUUUCGUACAAAAAUAUUUUUAAAAUCACUAUAGUGUAUAGAGUUUUAAUCCAUCGAUUGAAAUUAAAAAAUGUUGUUAUACGGUAACGAAUUAUUGUAUUUAAUUUCCACACUGUAUCAUAUUAGUUUAACUAAAAAAUUCGACGACUUUUUUGGUUUAGUAAUCUAAAUCAAUCUUAAAAUUACAUUCCUGUUUUAUAUUAUAUGGGUAUAAUAUACUCGUAAUAUAUUAUACUAUUUUUCAUUAAUCACUUGCCAUUUUUUGUUAAACCUUUGUUAAAUUUUUUGAUAUAAUAAAUUAUAGAGUGAAAAGAAAUUACGUUUGUUUAAAAAUGUUUCCUUUCUCGUAUAGGAAAAAUGCACAGACUUAUUUUUUAAGUUGAGCUACUCGUAUAUUAUGUUGUAUUAUGUAACUAACGAGAUAAAUGUCGAAUAUUUCGUAUUAUUGAUGUCGCAAAACGUUUGAUUGGAGUACGGAUGUUUUGCGACAUUUUACGCGUUAUGAUACGUUUUAUACAGUUUUUUAAUUAAUACGGUUUAAAUUUGAAAUUUACAUAUGGAACAAUUUUUAUUUAUUUAUUUUAAAUUCUUACAGAAGUGAAGAAUGUAUUAGUUUCACUAUAAUUUUUUUGUAUGUGCCUACAAACAAUUUAUCUUUCCCAGAAAUUUUGCUUUAAUCAAAAACUUUAUAGGCGUUUUCUUGUUUAAUUUUUCAUAUAAUCGGUGUACAGAAGAAAUACUUUUUUUUUUUAAUUUUCGUUGUUAAUUUUCUUAAUAAAUCGGAAAAACCAGAAAUUUUCGUUGAUUUUUGAAUAACCUUGGCAACAAGGAAGAACAUACGACAAAUAAUACUCAGCAUCGUUUUUCGUUUUUCAAUGAUUUAUUACGUUUAGAUAUAAAUUAAAUUACUCUAAAAAAUUCUCGCCUUUUCAAUUUCCAUUCAAAUACAGUAACACUCCACCAGCAGUAUUAGCGUACGACUAAACGUGUUUCGUGUUUUAUAAAACACGUUUUCGGGCUUUUAUGUAACGCGUAAGUUUCAUAUUUAAUAUAGUAUAUGACUCACGUCGUUUCAAAAUAGACACGAAUCAAAUAAAUUUCAAACAUUACAAUUACAUCUUCCAAUACCAGUAUACCAUUUAAAUGAUAAAAAAUCCAUGAAAAAUCACUUAAUUUAACGUCGAAUAAUAAAAUAAUAUUAUUUAUAUUUUCUUUUAAAAGAAAGUAAAAAACGACAAGCCAAUUUUUUUCAAUUUUCGUUCUUGUUUUCCUAAUACAUAGAAAAAACAAAGGAAAAACGGCAAUAACGCGCGGUUUCAUCAUAUUCGAUUUUUAUUAUUAUUUUUUUUUUUUUUUGUAUUUGUUUGCUAGAAAAUAAUCGUAGAAACCUGAAACUCUCACAGAUUUCUUAUAUUAAAUUUUUUUAGACUUAGUUACAUUUUAAUAAACAUACUUGUCAAUUUUCAUUAAUAAUACAGUAUUUAUCAUGAACCAGCAAUUUUCUCGGAGGAUAAAAUUAAUUGAAUUUGAUUUUUGUUUUUUCUUUUCUUUUGAUAAUCAUUGUAGGAUGAGUUAAGCUUUAUUUUUAAUCAUACACGUUAAUCUGAUAUUAGUGUUAAGCACAUCAAAAUGUCUAGAAAAAUAUUCUUUAUUCGAAUCUGUGUUCAAUAAAGGGGGUUAUUAUUUAAAAAAUAAACGUAUAUAAUUAUUUAAUGUAGAUGGAGUAGAGGUAAAAAUUAAAAAAUGGUUUUAAAAUACAGCCUCACCGAUUGCACAACAAUUAAAAAAUAAGAUAAAUCAAAUUCAUUUAUAAUCCUCAGAGAUAAUGUCUGGUUCACGGUAACAAAAUCGCUAAAAAAGGAACCCUACAAGGCUAUAACUCGAAAUAUUAUGUGUUCGGAUGUACAUAAUAUUAUGCAUACAAUUUUUUAAUUAUUUUUUGUGUUUUAUAAUCAUGUAUAUAUACAUGAACUAUUGAAAUUGAAUAGGUACUACGGUAUUAAUCACAUCGUUAAAAAUGUGUAGUCUAGGCAUUCUUCUGGGUGUGUAUAGAUAAUAUAUUAUAUAUAUAAAUUAUAUAUUUUUAUUGUGAUUUGUACCUAUCAAUAUUAUGCAAUCUAUUAUCGUUUUAAAUUAAUGCAAAUUUUUUUGAAUUUAAAUUUAAAUUAAUCAAUUAGCACAAAAGUCUAAGAUCAGGGUUUAUAGUUUUCGUCUUCGAAUUAUUUAUUUAAUUAAGUAUUCAACGGAAGCGUAACAUUAUAUUAAUCGCCGAUACCAGUUGUUGGUAUAGGUGAAGGCAUAGUUGAAUUAGAUUCAUAAAAAAUAUGUUGACCUUUAUUACUUUAUAUCAGAACAAUAUGGCAAAUAAUCGAAAAAAAAAAUGUGAAUUUACAAUUUAUUAAAAUGGUUUGAUAAUUUUAUCGUUAAGAAAACAUGCGGAUGUUUGUGGCAUAGGCAUGCGCACAGGGUGUGCCGAGUGUGCUUUAGCAUAUCUCGUGGCCCGUGGACUGAAAUCAACUCAUUCUGGGCUUGUAUAGUCAUUAACUAAGUUUUAUUUUGCAUAUUUGUCUAUAUUUAUUGCAUAUUUCAAUGAAAAACGUACACCACCUAGAAAAAAGUGCAAAUAGGCACCGGCGAAGUGACAAUGCGCCAUCUUAAUAUUUCACUCAUUUGAGACGAUAUUAUCCAAAAAAUAGUACAUCAUUAUGUUAAAUAAUUACAAAAAGGCGUAUAUCUUUUUUGUAAUUUUUUUUCGUCUCUAAUGUACCUACCUAUUAAAAUGUUUAAUAUUUAAAUACAAUUAUUAUUAUUACUUUUUGGUGGACUGAGUGAGAUCCGGCCCAAUAUCUCAGAUAUUACAACAGACCCGAUUAGGUUAACUCCUCUCCUGUCAAUGUCAAUAUAAUUUUAUUAGAAAAUAAAUUACAAUUGAUCGUGUUCGCAUUUCAAAGCAUGUACGACCGAAAUCCGUUUAAAAUCGUACUUCGUAGUUCAAAAUCGCAAUAUGUACCCUAAUUUUUUUUUUUUAAUAAUACAACUUCAUUUUAUGAUUCACCAAUUCAAUAAGCCACAAAGAACAUACAACAUUUGUUUUAAAAAUUAUGGUGUACAUACAUUUUAUUUUAGCAUUAAAUGAAAUAGCGAUAGAAAAUUAUGAACCCCGUAAUUUUAAAUUGUACCGGGGCAUUUAGAUUGGUAAAUCAGGACUUGUGUAUAACGGAAGGAUGAUUCUGAAAGGUCGUUUUAGUACCCAAAGGAAAAAAAGACGGAAAGGCAUAAAACCCAUAUAAUACAUAGGUGGAGAUUCGAUUGAAUUUUAAGCCAAUUUUGUUUGUUAUCAAACAUUCGUUGUCACACGUAAAAACGUAAUAAGCUAUGAUAGAUGAUUCUAAUAACGGCGUUAAUAUAAUUUUUACGUGGACUAGAGAAAUAUUUGUUUUGUUUUAAUAACUUCAAAGAGGGCUAUGGAUGAUUUUUGAGAGCUAAGCCCUCCUAACCUCUUCCCUCCCUCCCCUCAAUCACCGCCUUUGAUUGAAUAUACUUUUAUGGAAAAACUAUCGACAAAUCAAGGAACCGAUUGUUUUUCAGUGGUUUUUAUCGUCGCUAAAUCGUAAUACUACGGUCACUACUAUGGUCGAUUGAUAUUAUGAAAUAAAAGUUAUUAUAUAAAACUCGUAACAAUAUCAAAUUUAACCUAGGCACUUAAAAUGUAUUUUUUUUCCAUCAUCGCCGUCUUAUUAUAUUUGUUUUUUUUCUUCAUAACGGUAAUGAAUCAAAAACAAAUCGGAUAUUCGUUAUUAGCACUAUGGGUCUGUUACGGCUGUUUAAUAUUUUUAUUUUUUUUACUUUUUCUGAACCGUCAGAUGAGUUUAACAUUCAAGAUGGAGUAUAUAUAUUUCGAAUGACCAUCGUUGAAUUUAAAUAUUAUAAACCGACACGCGUUUUAGAACAAUCAUCUAUAAAAUGAUACCUGUAACUCGUGUAUAAAAAUAUAAUUAUGAUGACAAUAAAAAAAUAAAAGAGAGAAAAAACCACUGUUGUAUUAUAAAUAACAGUUUAUUUAAGUUGUUUUAGGAAAAAAAAAAAUGGAAAUUCGUUAUCCGGUCAAUUGAACAAAUAUUUUUUAUAUCAUAUUAAUUUUGUCGGCCUAAUUACUAUAUUAUAAUAUUUUAACAGCAACGGCAGCGAUAUUAUUUUAAUAAAUUCAAACGAUGGCUUAUUCGUUAUCAAUUAUCUGCGUGUAUAACCGUGUAAAAUAUAUUAUAAUAAUAUUAAUAUUAUAAACGUGUCGUUGAUAACAAAGAUAAUAUUAUAAAUACAAUAAUAAUAAUUUAUGUAACACGAAAGAAUAACGAACGCGUUUCCUAUAGAUUAUAACGUUAUUGGUAAUAUCUGUGGCCGCGAUAUAAUAAAAAUAUUAAAAAAUUCUACUCGGAAAUUAUAAUAUUCGUUUCCUGUGUACAGGCCGCUAUCGACGAAAAAACCGAAAAAAAAAAAAAAACGCAUAUGAUAUUAAUAAUAACGAAUCGUUUUACUAUUAUCACAUAUAAUAUUAUUAUUAUUUACACGUGUUUCGUUUUUCCGUAAGGCUAAAAUGUUAUAAUAUUUGUAACAAAUGCACCGUCGUUAUCGGCGGUUAUCGCGUACACAUCACCCGUUUGAUUCGUAGGUACACGUAUGUUGUUAUCGACUCGCGUAGGUACGCCCGUUGAUCGUACGUAAUUAUUAUCCGUAUAUUCGUUCGUGAUUUAAUGAACGGUGCCCCGUUAUUUUAAACAAAUAUAAUAUAAUGCCGCGUUCGCUGUUUUUUUUUUCUUCGGAUUCCGAGCGAAGCGGUUUAUUUAUUUUUUUUUCCUUUAUCAAAGCAAGCAACUUUUCUAUACCAGAAAUUUCGCACCAAUUUUCAAGUGUGUAGCGCGUAUCUUUUCCGAAAGGAAAUUUUAACAGGGCGGUUCUUUAAGCCGGGUUUUUUUUUUUUUUUUUUUUUUGAUUUUUCGAGCAGUUUUCAUAAUAAUCGAGAAAGACGUAGGGAAAACGAGAAAAUUUAUAUUCACCUUUUUUAGACGUGGCAAAAUUGUUGUCGAGCUAUGUCUAUAAGUCAUACGGCCAUUUUAAUUAUGCGAAUUUCCCACGUGAUUAUUAUUCGACAGGUACUCUGUGAAUAAAAUUGUUAGACCAAACCGAAAUGCACGGAAAUUCAACAGUAGGUUCAAUAUGGUGGUCAAGAAAAAAAAAAAAUUGAGAGUAAUGUAGAAUUUAUUUUCGAAGGGAAUAUUUUAAUAUCAAAUUUUGACGAAAAUCGUAAAUUUUGCGGCCUUUCGAAACACGUACAACCGAACUCCGUUCAGAAUCGUUUUUCGUUAGCAAUGAUGUUAAUCGUAGCGUACAGACACACAUUAAUCAAUUACUACCCACCAUAAUACAUCCUACCUUCCCAAAUCGUCACUUAAAACAGCGGCCCACUUAUCGUGCCAAGUAUGUCCGUCUUUUUCUAUCUGCUUCCUUCGGUUUAUUCAUGAAGUUCGCGAUUCAUAAAUUCCGGUGCGCGUAUACAAAUUCGCAUAUAAUAUUAUUAAUUUAUCUUUGGGCAUGCAAAUAUUAUAGUAAACACAUUUUACACCGUUUUAUCUUGAAUGUGCUUUUUCGCAAUAACAAUAUCAUCGCCAUUAUCGCGAUUAAUACGUGUCCGUGUAACCGCGAUUUCCUUGAUGGGUGCCGAUAACAAUACCAAUAAUAAUGUUAAUGUAGCAGUGUUCGGCGUAUCGAUCGAUAAUAUUGCAAUAUUAAUUUAACGAACGCAUUUCCGUUUUCGACCAAAAUUCUAUAGCAAUAAUUCGUUAAACGGAUAAGACGCUAAUAUUUUCCUAUGUAGACGCGCGCGCGCCUUUAUCUUUUUUAUCGGGUUUAUGGCGUUUCAUCAAACGGGAUCGUCAGUUACCGCGGUUGCCAUCAUCGCGGCCGAGGUGGUUUUUAUCGGUAUCGCCGCUAUCAUUAUUACAUCCGUACGAUGUUGAUCGGUUUUAUUUUUGCAAUACCCCGUGUAACGUUCGGUACCGUAUUAAAGGUUAACUUGAUAAACAAUGUUGUUUAAAGGUCAAAACGCUACGGUGUUGUCUAAUUAGUACAACCUAACCGAUAGACGCCUACAUAUUGGGUACUAUUAUUAUAUUGGUAUCCGAGCCGCCGGUGCACGCAAAACGAACAAUAAUAAUUGAUGAAAUAUUCGACUCGCCUCGUACACGGGUACACGGGUACAUAAAAUGGCAGUUCGCCCGUAUCUGCAGCAGUGUGCGAAAAGUUAUUAAACUGUUACGUAACGAUUUUAUUUCUGUAUACGUUUAAUUGAAAAUUAUCGUAAUGAUAUUUUAUUCAGAACCGCGGGUACGAUUAGAAAUCGAUUAAUUUCGCCUUCGUUGUACAAUCAAUAACGUAUCGUUAUAACAUUUAAUUCAAUUUGUUUUCACGCGCGAUGAACCGAAAUUGAGAAAUUCGAUAAAACCGCGUCAAUUUCAAAAUAGUAUAUUAUUACUCUUGAGUUUAAUGGAACAGAAUUAUUCUGAACGAUCUUACGUUUCCGAUAGCUCGUACAAUAUUAUAAUUAUUGUCCUACACUAAAGAUUAGAAAUGGAUAUUUGAAGGGUACAAGGAGAAAACUAGAAAAGUCACUUGAGAUAAUAUUAUAGUAUAGACGAUUGUCUGCCGUUGUAUUUCAAUUCAAUUAUGCGGUUCAAGUACAAUUCAAUUCUGUUUACUACACUUGUCAAAGUUCAACAUAUUUAACUAAAUUUGAACUUCUUAAUUAACAGAAAACAAUUAUUUUACAUUUUCCCUGUUAUCAUUCAUUAGCUCAUCAAAAUUUUUUAUAUAUAUAUAUAAAAAAAAAAAAAUAAUGAACUAUAACAAUAUCCUAUCUUUUGAGGGGGAAAAAUAGAUUUCUCUUACCAAUAUUCAGAGUAUCUGAAUACUAUAUAAAAUUAGGAAACAAAAUGUACAUAUAAAGUGACAAUGGUAAUUCGUAUAGCCAAUUUCUAUAGAAGAUGUCAGAAAAAAAAAAAAACCAUUUUAAUAUGCAAUGUUAUUUACACUAAUAUUUGUUUUUUGAUAAACUAUUAUCAAAAUAAUAAAAAUGGCGGAAGGAGGCCAUUUUCCUAAAAUAUAUUUGAAAAUUCAAAGAAUAUUUCCAAAUUGUGCAUUAUAGUAUUUGUCUACACAAAUAUUGGGUAUCCAGGAUUUUGAAUUGAAAAGGGCGGUGCUACGUAAUACGUUUUUGUUCGAAACGUGGAUAAAGAUAAGAGGGGGAGUUUAAACUCCUCCCCCCUAAAAAACAAAAAUUUAGAAAAAAAUGUUCAUCAAUAUGUAUUUUAAUAUAAUACCAUAAACGAAAAUUUAUAAAAAUAAAAAGACGGACAUAUUUCGGGCAGGAUGUAAAGGGGAAUUAUUUAAUGUAUAUCUGUACGCAAUGGUUAAUUAUUGCCAACAAAAACGAUUCUGGAUGAAUUUCGGUUAUACAUGUUUUGAAAGGCCGUAAUAUCUAUGAUUUUCGUCCAAAAUUGAUACUAAAAAUUCUUGUAAAAUAAAAAUUAUAUGGCAUUCAAUUUUUUUUUUUACCACAAAGUACGACUAUAAUGAACCAAUUAUUGAAUUUUCAAGAACAUCUGUUUGGUCUUAUAAUAUUAUUCACAGAGUACCUACUGAAUAAUAUAAAAAUAAAAUUAAAAAUAGUUUGUAGUAUAGUGAUUAGUGGAGGAGUAAUUUAAACGUUAUACUCUUGUUGUACAUAACUCAUACUUUGGAAAUAAAAAAACAUAAAUAUUUAGUGUACAAGAAAAAUGGUUAACAUGUAAAAUACGUUUAAAUAUUGUUUAUUAAGAGAACAAACCUCAUGGAUAUUUAAGGAGCGUUGCAUAGGCAAUUUUAAAGACUUUUUGAAAAAAUGGAAAUUGAUUGAUUAAAAAUUAUUCAAAUUUUUUUCGUGCUUUCGUACACAUUUAAAAAUGGUCCUGAAUAUUUAUCGUGCAAUCGUGAAAUGUGUUCAGAAAAAAAUAUCCAAGUAAAAUGGACAAUAAUACUAUUCAAAGUGAUUUUAAAAUAUUGUUACUCGUUAUGCAAAUUAAUGAAAACAUUAUCUAUUUAGGUACCUGUGACGUAGAUACAAUAAUUUAUUUUAAAUAUAUUCGAAUAAGAAUAAAAAUAAAAAUGACAUGGUAUCUUUUUAUAAUUUAAAAAAGUCGCACAUUUUUGUUAGUUUAUAUUUUAUAAGAAGGGAUAUAAUAUUAUGUCAUUCCCUUGACAUAACAUUAUAAUAUAACGUUGCGUUAUUUAGUUGUCAUUAUGAACAUUUUUAUGCUGAAUAAUACUCGUUUUGAGAUCGAAUGAUUUUUUUUUUUUUUUUUUUGUAAGAGUAUUUUAUGUUUAAAAACGCUCACAUUUUCAUUGUCACAUUGUCACACCAAACAAUGUUAUAAAUAAAACAUGGAAUUGUAUUUUAUUUAUAUUUUCGAUUUUCAUUAAUAAUCUUUACGAAGAUAAUAUACGAAGUUUUAAGUAUUUAUUUAAAUAUUCCUUUGAAAAUUGUGCACCACUACGAAAAUAAUAUGCCAAUCACCACCAGAGUGAUUAAAUUUCAAAUAAAUUGAUUCCUCCUCUAAAAAAAAAAAAAAAAAAAAUACUAUUUAAUAAUAGAAUAGUUAAAAUACACAUUUGCAAUUUUUAAUUGAACAUGCUAAAAUGUAUAAUUUUUGAUUCUGGAUAAAGUGAAGAAGUUAUUAGUUUUUAUUUUUUUUUUUUAUUGGAAACACUUACGGUUAGUAAAAUAAUGUUCACGAAAAUAAUGGGAUAACCAAGUUUAAAGUGAGAAGACCAGGUUAUGAAGGACGUGAAACGUGUCGCUAGACGGUAAUUUAUUUUGAAUAUAAGUAUAUCGAAAUUUACAGCGGUUCAUCUCAUAUUAGGGGGCCUAUUAUUUGUUUGACUUUUAUUGAUCUAUGGGUUACCAGGCAACAAGGAUAAAAAACGCCCAACUACAUUCCGCUCAGAAUUGUUUUUUCUUAUGAAAUAAUUUGUCGUUGUAUACAAUAUAAACUCAAUUGCCGUAUAUUAUAUUAUUCUACUUUCCCAACUAAAUAUCUACAACAGCGGUCUUCCCACGGGUAGUAGUGUCAACUUUUUUUAAAUAUUAAUUAUUAUUUUAUUUUUUAUUUUUUACCACACAUAUUAUCAUUUGUACGGUAUAUUAUAAUACGAAAUUUGAUUACCUACUCUUUAUUGCAUAAAAAUCCCUGCUCUAGUUAUAAAAAUACACACCUAUAAUUCUUAUAUUAUAAGUAGUAAUUUUGUUCGGUUUCGUCAUAAACGAAAAAUAUUGUAAUUAGAACAUACGAAAAUAUAAUUGUUACGGUAACCGGAAACACGAAAUCAUUUUAUUAUUAAUUGGCCUCGUAACAAAGCCACAAAGGCCAUUUCGUACAAAUCGAGAUUACUCAUAACGCUUAUUUUUCAUCCGAGUAUUUUGACCCGUGCUAUAUAGUAAAAAAUAAAAGCGCAGCGGUUUUACAUAAAGGAAAUAUCUAGUUAUUUAUGCUAAUCAAAUUAUAUUAUUUUGUAGGUACUUACUUUUUUAUAAAGAAUCUUAUUAAAAUGUUUUCGUUAGUGGGGCGUUUUUUUUUUUUAACAUAACUUGAUAAUAUUUUACAAUAAUUUAAUAUCUAAUUUCACCAUCGAAACAAACACCUUUCAAAAAUUAUUAUAUUCUAAACGAUUUAAAAUUUGCUAAUUUCGAACCUAACGUGAUAGUAUACCUACAAUCACACCAACAAUUUGGCGUCAUCCAGAUAGUUUUUCAAACAAUCUACAAAUAUUUGAUAGGUAAAUAAUUGUGUUCAAUUAGUUUUCAAUGAAUUGUAGGUGAUACAUUUUCAAAUAAAUUAAUUUAACAUUGUAAAGACUGUAUAGACUGCAUAAACGUAAGGUAGACAAAUUUAUCAGUAAGGGGGGGUUGUAGUUCCCAACAAAUUUUAAAUGUUUGUUUCGCGAGAACUUCACCCCUAUAUUUCCCUUUCCACCUUUUAAUAUUAUUGACAAUCACUAGUUACAUAAAUACAUCAUAAUCUACAACAAGUAUAACAUAAUAAUAAUUGUAUAAAUAACACGGUAAAAUAUGUAUUUCUAAAAAUGUCUAGAUUUUUUAAUUCAUGGGUACCUAUUGAUCGUACAGAAGAACUUAUUAUUUUAGCUGUUGAAAAUUAUGUUUCUUUAAUGUAGAGGAAACUGGUAUGAUAAUAGAUAAUAAUAUAUUGUAACAAUUAUAAAUUUAAAAUAUUUGUUUAAAUUUAGAUCACCUAAAGUUUUGAGACGAGAAGAUAAUAUCUAUGCUAGAGGCUAAGCCUACCAAGCCUCCUAAAUAUUGGAAAUCAUCUUAAAAAAUUAAUCAAAAUAAUUGUUGAACCGUUAGCAAUUUUUAAUGUCUUUUUACAAUGCAAACAAUUUAUAAUCAAUUCCUUGAUAUAUCAUUCAACAUUUUAAUUAACGUUUUUAUUGAAAAUACAAUGUUUGCAUAUUACCUAAUUUGAUUAAUUAUAAAAAUUAUUUCUAAACCAUUGGACUAGGGAUAGGUAGAUAAGACCUACGAUAAGAAAAUAGUGCAUACGAAUUGCACAAUCCUUUGAGAGAAUUGUUCAUGCAAUGUACAUACAUAAGUGAUAAAACAAACUAGGACGUUAUUCAAGUGUUUAUUGGUACUAUUUAACUCGGUUCCUUAGGUGCUCAAAUCGAAACACUAUUCUUCAAGCCAUUGUUGAAAACCAAUAAUGAAAUAAUUUUUGAAUCAAUUAAACUUUACAGGCUGUCAUACUUUAUUAAAGUACUCGUAUAUAACCGUUAUGAUAAUCAAAAAUAGAAUACAAUCAGCGGCAACAUAUAAUUCAGCAUGUUUUCAAUGUCAUUCAUUAAAUACGUCUUAACACGUGCAUUUUAUAUUAUUAUCUCAUUGAAAAAAAUUCUCUGAUUGGUUAAUGGAAAACAAUCUAGGUAAAAGUAUAUUUUAUAAAUCUGUGGUCUCAAUUACCGAACGCUCAUGUCUAGUUCAUGACUAACUUUGUACAGUUACACGGGAUUUUCAAACUUUUGUUAAGCAUACAUAUUGUUAGGUACCUAAAUUUACUGAAAAUGUCUACAAUGAUACUUAGCUUUAGGGAAAACCGUUUCGUUUAAAAUAAUAUGUUAAAAAAGUACACUUUUUAUAAUCUAUAUUAUCAAAUGCUAAGCGUUGUUGUUUUGCCUUAAACAAUAAUAAUUCAAAUGAAUUCAUUAUUAUGUGUAUUAUUAUUUACAGAAUUAUAGUUGUAGCCAUAUGUCAUAUAUGUGUCAUAUUUUUCUUUCUUUUUUUGAAAAUUAAAAAUUAACAUUAUUUUAAAAUAAUAUUAGUUUCUGCUAUUAAAUAAUUAAUGUUAAAUGUGUAAUUAUUAUAUUUAUUAUGUUCAGGUAUGAAAUGUUUACACAUAUCGAAUAUCGACACAUUAUUAAGAAUAUAGGUAUUUGUAAUAUUGCGGUGAAAUUUAAUUUGGUGCGAUAUUCCAUUGAUUGCGAAUAAAUAUAAUUAUCAUUAUACAUAUACAUUCGUUUUAUGAAAUGAUGUUCGGUCGAACCAAUUAGUUUAAUGAAAUAUUGUAUAUAUUAUUAAAUUUAAAUAUUACACUUAUUAAGGCGUUGAUAAUUUUAUACUUAAAGUGAAUACAUAUCAAUUUGAACGAAUAUAAAUAAUAUAAUAUUUUUAAUUUUUAAUUUGUUUUCCUUUGUUUAAUCAAUUAAAAAAUUACUAACCGAAUAGUGAUUUUCACAAUGUACCGUUAGCAAAAAAUAUCGUUGAUUUAAAAAAUGUUUAUUACGAUUUAUGACGUAAUAAAUAAUAAUAUUUUUUUAUCGUACACCGUUCGUAUCUGAUUUCUUAAAAUAUUAUAAUUCAUUAACACCGCGAAUAUUCACAGUUAGUUUUUAAGUAAAAAAAUAAUUAUCUAAUUUAUUAAGAAAAUCAGUAAACUCCAUACUCCACUUACUCCAACCUCUACCCCGAACCAAGUCAUCCGUCAACAACAAACUACUAAAUUAUAAAGCUAUUAUCGGACCAGUGUAGUCCUAUUAGUGGCAGAUUUACGGGGUAGAGGUGGGGAUUCGGGUGUCCUGCAUCCCCCCCUAAACACCGAUAUAGUUUCAAUAAAAUCUCGUUAAAACAACCUCUUGUUCCAUCUAUUGAUAAAUACCUUUUAAAUACAUAUGAUUUUUCAUGACCCCUCCCAGAAAAAUAUUGAAAAUCUGCUACUGAGUUCUAUGGUAUCCACAUAUAAUGUAUAGUGCUCUGCACAAUUUUCCAACUUAAGAACAAUUCAGGCCUUCCAAUAGAUUUUCCUUCGUCAAAUUGUUUCCGCUCAUUGGUCUAUUAAAAACAAUAAUAUCCAUAAAGUGACUUAAAAAUUCAAACGCCUACUAAAUUAUAAUUACUUAAUGGCAUUUUAUAUUAUAAAACGUAUUAACAAUCCGAAUACACGAUAAAUAAAUAUUCGUAUACUAACGCAAUACACUAUAUUGGUACCUAUACUUACACCUUUAUUAUUUGUGCGUAGAUUCGUUUUUAUCUAUUAUAAUAUAGAGUAAUAAAAUUGUAUUAUGUAUUAAUAAUUCAAACACUAAUUGGCCUCAAUCAUAGGUUUAUUCCUCUGACUUGUGCAUAUUAUUGUGACCUAAAAAAUAUAUAUAAAAUAAGCUAUAAAAUGUUAAGAUAUUAUUAAUAUACUGUAAUAAAGUACUAUAUUAUAGUUUAUAAUUUAUAAUAUAACUGCAGUAACACGCGUAAAAAUAACAUAAUAAUAGUUAAUCAAUAAAAUGAAUUUAUUACCUAUAUAGGUAUAAAUGUAUUGUUAAAAUUAUCUCUCCCGAUAUGAAUAUAUAUAUAUAUAUAUAUAUACAUAAAAAAAAUAGGGACUGUACAGUAAACAUAUUUGAUUCUGCAUUGAUCAGCUAUGCAUCGGGUCUUGGUCUUAAAAUAUUAUAUUCGUUAUGUAUUUCCUUAACAAUUUUUAUUUUCUGUCUAAAUGUAGGUAACUGUCUAGAACAAAGGUUCUUUUUUUAAUGACCAGUAUCGUUGAGUAACACAUAUUUCUUACUCGUGUUUAUUUUAAUAUAGUGACAUAAUAAUAAUACACCCAUAACCAAUUGUAUACGAGUAUAAUGUAUACAAUAAUUGUAUACAUUAUUUACAAUUAUUGAGGGGUCUAAUUUCUAAAGGAGCCAUUUCCAUGUUCACUAAAAAUUUUUAGAAAAACAAAAAAAAAAAAAAACAAUCCUAAAGCAAACAAUCGGAAAAUUGAAAAUAACUUCAAGACUGUUAGAUGAAUUUAUUUAGUUAAACAGUUGCAAAGAACUAAAAACGUUAAUAAUUAUUGAUUAUGGUUAUUUUAAUUAUUCAAAGGGUUAAAUUUAAAAACAUUAAAAAUAUUUAAAAAUACUUAAAAUGUAUUAAUAAGUUAAGUUAGUCAAUCUUCACCAAACUAAUCGUGUAAGAUGUAACAUUAAAUCUUUUUUAAUAUCGUUACUGAUGAUGUUAGACAAUAUUAUCGUAAUAAUAAUAAUAAACAUACUAUAAACAAAAUCAUACUUGACAAAAACGAUUGUGCUUUUUGAAAAUAAAUGCAAUUUUCAAGCUUAAAAAAUUAUUCCAAUUAAACUUAAUCGAAUUCAGCGCUGAAAAUCGCAUAUGAAACAUUAAGUAAAUCAUUUUUAGAUUUUCCUAGAACUUUUCCUAACAAAUGUGAAAAACUAAAAAAAACAGUAAAAUGCAUUAGUACAAUAUUACGAUCUUUUUUUUCUACAGAUAACUUUUCUAAAAGUAUAUCUGACUGGGGAGGUACUUUACGGAAUUCAUCUUUUUAAUUUUCUCAGGAGAUUUCUCAAUAAAUGGGAAAAACGGAAAAAAAAGGUACAAUGUUGAACAAAUAUUUUUAAAGAAAAUACAUAAUGCAUAUGUAAUUAUUCUACUAUAAUAUGACAUGUAUAUUGUUGACAAAGUAACACUAUCAACCGAACUCCGCUCAGAAUUGUUUUUUUGAAAGCAAUGGUUAAUCGUUACUCACAGAUAUACAUUAAAUUACCUAUUUCAGUUCAUUCACCCGUCUUUAUUAUCCUAGGACAGCAUUUUUUUGUUUGUUUUUUAUAUUUUAUAAUAACCAAUGUGAUUUUUUUUUCUUUUAUCGUUUUUAACCAGUUUAAUCGCCGAAUACAAUAAUUUGUAUACAAAAUGCAAUAAAAAAAAUAAUCAAAAAGCCCAGACCAUUAGAUACCUACAUAUUAUAUUUAUGGUGUGUAGUUGGUCAGAGAUAUGCUUAACACGUACAAAUGUUUGUUGUUGUAAUUCUAUAAGUCCUAUAUUUUUUUUUUAUUACUUUGCUUUAGCUUGCCUUAGGCUUUUCGCGGAAAUAUUAUAAACCGUUCAACAAUAGUAUUUUAUUUAUUAUAUUUUAUUUAUCUAUUAAUAAUAAAACAUCGGUUAGCGCUGAUAAAACAUUUAUAAUAACAUCAAUAUCCUAGCAGUAGUUAUUUAUUUGAUAGCACGACGGAACAAUUAUUUAAUUAAAUAACUAAUAUGAAUUAAUCUACCUACCUACUUAAGUCAAUGACCUAAACGAAGAGUGAAGGUAACAGAGCUAAUCACCGACUACCGAGUAAAUUAAUAUUAGAAAAUCUGUUUUUAUUUAUUUAAUUCGAACACCUUAUGACAUACUGUGUAUUAAAAACUGGCAUUGUUAUACAUAUUAAUAACAAUACAAAGGAUUAAAAAUAUAAAUACAAAUAGAUAAACGAAUAUUAUAGGAUGUAUUUGAAAAAAAAAAACUAAAAAAAUCGAUAAAUAAUAAUCAACGAAAAACGAUUCUGAGCAGAGCUUGGAAGGCAAAUUCUUUAACACAAAUAAUUACAAUAAAACACAAUAUAAUAUGAAUUGUAUGCUAAAACAGCAGCGCCGUCCGUCCAUACCUCCAUCGUAACAACCACUCCUUUAUCAUUCUGCGUGGUUUUACGCGAAAUGCCGUGAUAUAAAAAUUUAAAAUACCUAUAAAUAGCUCAUAACUGAAAAAUAUCACAUCGAUAAUAGGUGAAUAAAAUUAUUCUGUGAAGAUUUUAGAUCUUAAUAAUUAUUUUUAACCAAAUUUCAAUAAUAACGGACCCCCACAAAAACCCAUUUAAGUAUAAAAAAAAACAUUUAUUAAUAGUCAUACCUUUUAAAUAUAUUUGAAUUUUUAGCACCCCUCUCAGAAAAAUGUUAAAAAUCCGCUACUGAUAUUUGCUAACUAAAAGCGAUUUUGAGCGGAGUUCAAUUAGGUAUACAUUUUUUUUAAGGACCGUAGUAUUUACGAUAUGAUAAAAUACGUUUCGUACAUUUUCCCGUUUUUCAUACUUUUUAUCUAGCUUUUUCCCUUUUUUAUGAAAACCUUUAGGAAAAUCAAAAAAUGACCUCCCUAAAGUAGCUCUUCAGUUAGAUUUCCUUUCAGAAAAAUUACUCGAAAAUUGGAACAAAAUGUCUGGUAGAAAAUUUGUUUGCAGAAACAAAAACUUAUGGGGAAAUUAAUAUAUAUACAAACUUUACGAGCAACUUCGCUUCCCAUUACGUUUAAUUGAAUCAUUUUAUUUAGAUUAAUGGAAGUUACAAGUCGAAACUUUAGUUAUAAGGCUAUAAGAUGUGGGAACGUCAGGACGCGAAACUAACAAUAAUUAUGUAUUACGUACGUUUCGGUGGAUAUAAUUUCUCAAUUUUAUAUUUAUAGAGUAUAAGAUCGAUUAAGUCUGAACAGUGUAAUACAUUUUCAGUGGUGAUUUUUUAUUUUGGCACACGGUGUGAAAUGUUUUUUAUCCUAUCGAAUCCAAAAUAAUUGAUAGCGCUGUGUCGUGCGUUACGCUACAAGUCGCCGUAUAUAUCCUAUACACAAUACGGCGAACGUUUUUAUAGAAUUUAUUUGAAAAUUAUGAAUUACCGUCGAAAAAGCUGAUGGUUCCCCGGCCAUCAGCUUCGUAUACUAUAUUAAUUUAGCGUUCGGUUUUGGGAUUUCUUAUUGCUUCAUAUAACAUAAAAUAAAUAAUUGUGUAAUCUUUUUUUUCGUGACAAAUAAUUGAUUUUGUAUUUGUUGUUCAAUGACCGCAAUAAAUACGAAUUUAUAAUAUUUGUACGAAUGUAGUAAAUAUAUUAUCCUUGGCACGUGCAGUAUAUUGUAUCAAUCGGAAGUACCUACCACGGGUUGUUGAAAAACAAAAAAAAAAAUGCCUUAUUACUUGUCGCAGCGAAUUUAUCACCCGGAAAUCCUAGUGGCGUAGGCAGAGGUUGCCUUUAAUUCACAACGAUUUUUAUUCGGCUUAUUUUGUAUAAUUCACAGAGUAAGAAACCUAUAAUCGUAUCGUCGGAGAGGAACUGACGGCCGGACAUCCGGCAGCGAGAUACUAGCCAUUCACAAUAAUUAUUAUUUCUAUCCUGUUUAAAUUACAAGGAAUAAUAUUAUAAUAUUGUUAUGAAUUAAAUUCAGUUUUUUUUUUUUUUUUUUUUUAAUACGAUUAAACAAAUGAAACAAAUAACGAUAAUAUAAUUUCACUAUUUUCAACCUUAUGCAUUCAUACUACCCAUGUGUAUUGUAAUACGUACAGCAAUAUAAGUAUAUUUCAGCAAUAAUGUACAAUGAUUAAAAUUAUUGCUUAAUUUAUUAUAAAUAGUAAUUUGUAAAAAAAAAAAAUAAACAGGUUAUUAUUUCAAAAACGAAUAAAUAUAUUUUUUAUCAAUCAUAUUAUAUUAGUAUACACAUUCUUUAGUACAGAACUGUAGGAAACAGUUAUAAUUGAAUUAACAAAAAUAUGACAUAAAGUGGACAACCAGUAGUUUUUAAAUGGAAUUGUAUUAUUUCAAUAUUUACAAUUUGUCAAUUUAUAACAUAUAUAGGACAUAGGUAUUGAAAACAAUUAUAUAAAUUCGCGCAAUACGAACGGAUCAAUAAUUUAAUUCGUUAAAUAGUUACCUAGUUUACCGACUAGUUCAUAAAAUAUCAAUGAUCGGUUGAUUUUUACAAUAUCUGAAUUAUAUCGCUCUGUUUAUUCGUUCAGGUGAUUGUAGAAAUAUAAUUAAUUUUAUUAUUGAACCGUUAAACAGAAAAUAAGAACUUUUUUACAAAAAUGUAUAAUAUUAAGGACUUGGGUCAUUAGUAUGAAAUAUUUUACUUUAAAAAUCAAAAAAUAUAUUAUUUUUUUUAAUAUUAGUUUUUUUAUUGAUUUGGUUUUAAAUCAUGUUUUUAUUAUUUACAUAAAAUAAAUAAUGUUUUUAAAUUUCAUAAGUAGAGAAUGGAAUUAUACGCAUAUAAAAUUUAAAAAAAAAGCACUUUUUGAACUUAAAAACAUUUUAAAAAGCAGAAAUGGUAGAGGAUUUUAAAAUUUUUUUCUCCUAUAACGGCUCAAACUUAUAAAAUACAAAUAUUUAUUACUACAAAACAAUUUUUUUUACAGUUUCACUUAAUACAAAUUAAUUUGUGUUAUUUUCGUAGAUAUCGAAAAAUUGCAGUAUUUAAAAAGUUAAAGCCGUUAGGGGGGGACAAUUUUAAGCACCUAUUUUGUUUGUUUUAUUAAAUAUUUUUAAGCAAUGCUUUUUUCAGUGAUUUUUUGAUGUUUUCAGGUGUUAAUUUUGAGGAUUUUAAGUACAUAUAAAUCUGUUCCCUUGUCAUAACUGAAUAAUAUUAUAUAAUUGGAUUCAUAUGUAAAGUUCAGGGCUGCUCAGCACAUAGUCUGCCAUAGUUAACACCUAUUUGAUUUUUAAAUUUAAAAAUAAAUUGUACAAAUAUUUUUUAUUUUUCAUCAAAAUCAAAUAUAAUAUUCAUUUUAGUACUCUAUAUAUAAUAAAAUUGUUUGUGCAAAACCAAACAAUUCUAACGAUUCUGUUUUCUUGGGUUUAUUUAAGAGACUACGAAUUGAAUCACUCGGAAUAGUACCAUUAAUGGUAAACAAAUUAUAUAUUUUCAAAACGAAUUUAUCUACAUCACUUAGUUUUUGUAAAACAAAAUUGUUACAUACACCACUCACGAGAGUAAGAAAAACCAGCAAUAAUUUUAAUUCAUCAUAUAUAAAAUAUGGAUUAAUGGUUCAAAUUUUUAAAAAGUUGUGAUACAUUUUAGUAAUAGAUUUCCACCUAAUCAUAAGAACAAAGAGCACAAAUAUUUGGGGAGCUUAAGCUAAUGUUGAAAGUGUAUACUUAGUAUUUAUUUGAUAAGGCUUGAUUUUGUUGGACUAAGUCGUCUCUGUAGUUCUCUCCCCUAUUUACACUUAAAUAAUACUAACUUCACAGAGAGUUUCUUAUUUUAUAACACAAUUUUAAUAUCAUUAUUUAGCUUUUUGGUAUAGUUUACUUCGAUCUCAGUGACAUGUACAAAUUCUAUACAAUUAUCAUCUUUGUUAGAUUUUUUUUAUUUUUAUAUUUACUCCGUGUUACAUUCACGGAUAUAAAGUAUUAUUUUAAUACUGUAACAAAACGAAUCGUUAAAUCACAUAAUACAAUAUUUUAUAUAAGGACCUAAUGAGAUAUCACAUCAUACUCGGAUGAAAUAAAUUGUAUAUCCAUAUAAUAAUAAGAAUUUCGACGAUAAUAUUAUAAAGAUACGAUUAUUAAAUAGUUGUAUUGUAAAUUUUACCGAUUUUUUGUUGCAGACUUCAAUAUUUAAUUUGACAUAUCACAAAGUAUCUAUUCAAUUUUUUUUUUUUUUUUAAUAAGUACGCUAUGAAUUGUCUUACUGGAAUAAUACAAUUUUGUACCAAAAUAAAAAAAUUAUAUACUUCACAAAUUUACAUUAUAUAUUUGGUCUCAGAGAAGAUGGGAUUUUACAAAUAAACACGCUUUUGCAAUUUGGACGAAAAAAUAAAUUAAAACAAAUAACGUUAGAUAAAGUUAGAUAAAGACAAAAAAAAAACAAAAAAUGUCAAACAUUUACCUAAGUACUUUAGGGACCAAAUAUAUUAUAUUAAUAUUGUGUAACAAAUAAUAAAAAAUAAUUUAUAAUAAACAUUUGAAAUGCAUAUUCAAUAAAUAUUCAAAAGUUUGAACAGGUACCCAUUUAUAGAUUUAAUGGUUAAAUAAUUUGAACUGUAUAUCGUACCUAAAACUAUAGUGAAUUAGUAAAAAUUAAUUAAAACCUAGAAAAAAAAAAAUUAAAUGCACUCUUUUAUAAUAUAGUAUUGUAUUGUAUUAUAUAGUAGUAUUGAUUUUAACAGUUUCAAGUAUUUUAUUGUUUUUGUUUUUUAUUUUUGUAGGCAUGUAGAGGAUGUACUAAUCCAUUUAAAUGUGACUGCAAAGGAAUAGUCGGAGAACCUGGUGCCAAGGGUAUUUCCGGUCAACCAGGAGCGGAAGGCUCACCAGGAGAGAUAGGUUUGUUGUUAAAAAUUGUACCUAUAAUAAUAAUUGUAUUUAAUUUUUUUUUAAAUUAGUGUACCACUAUUGUGAGUAGAAAGUUGGGGAGGUAAAAUAUAUAGAGUGAUUUAAUUUAUGUAUUUUUGAUGACAAUAAAUGAUUGCAAACGAAAAACGAUCCUGAAUAGGACUCGGUUAAAUAAUUAUUUAAAACAAAUUACAAUAAAACAAAUAAUAUUAACUUAUCAGUUGUAUGGUAAAACAGCAGCAUCGCCUAAAUUAUCUAAAAACACUUCCACCGCAGCUGUCGUCAAAACUUUUUCGAACUGUGUGGCUUUACAAAUAUCGUUAUUCAAAAAUUUAAAAUGUCAAUAAAUCUGAAAAUUCAAUAAUUUCACCUCGUUGAUUAAAAACCAAUACAAGUAUUCUGUAAUGUAUAUUCGUUAACAAAAAGCGAUUGAGCGAAGUUUGAUCAACAAUUAUUAGGCUUUUAAAUUCUUUUCUUUUUAUAAUUAUCGUCAAAAUUCGAACUUAAUGCGCUUAUAAGAACAAAUCAUGACUGCGAAAUUUUGGUAUUUUUAUACUGUUAUAAGAUAAAUUUCGCAUCAAAUUUUCAAGUAUUUCUGGGAUGCCAACAAAAUUGUAUUCAUAAGAAACAAAAUAAAAAAUAAAAACGUUACUAUUUCAAAUAGCUAAACUAUUUUGAAAAUAUAACCACAUCUAGAAAUGGUUAAUUCAACUAAUUCAGGUGUUUGGUGAAAAUUUUUAGAUUUUCAGAUUAAUUUAACUAGUUAUUUUUUAGUUAAUUUUUAUUAGUUAAUUUAAUUAAUUAUAAUAAAAAUAAAAAUAACAGAAACAGUUUUCACAUACAUUUUUCGGGAUUUUCUCAGUUAUUAAGGAAAUUACAAGGAAAAAAUAAAAUGACAUUCUUAGUAAACCUAUUAGAUAAAAUUCGCUAUCAGGAAUUAACCUUAAUGUUGAUUAUCAGAGCUAGAUUUCCAGUCAAAAAUUGUUUAAGAUACACAAAAUUAGAAAAAAAGAAAAGCACACAUCAGUGUACAAACAUUAAAUUCCUUGUCACGUUCAGAAUUUAAAAAUAAAACAUUGCCUAAUAGCCUAUUAUAUUUUGUAUGUAAAUAUAUUUAAUGAAAGACUCUCUAAAUUUCGAACGAUGAAUAUCAUUUUUUAAUUCAUAAUUCAUAAUUUUAUUUUAUUUUAUAAAUAUUUUUAUUUUUUAAUGUUAAGCAUAAAUAUAUAAGUAUUAGUUUAAUUACGUUGGAAUAAAAUAUUUAAUAUUUACAUUAUUUUAGGUCAAGACGGUCCAUUGGGACCAAAAGGAGAAAAAGGAUCCGAUGGCGAUUGGGGAUACAAUGGUUUAAAAGGAUACAGAGUAUGUAUACAUUCUAAUAGUUUUUUAGUUUCAAAUAUAAUUAUAGGUAUAAGAACAUUAUAAAAUCAUAUAAUAUUACAUAAAAUAUUUUAAAAAACAACUGAACCACGACCAAAGAGGAUAAUUUGAUCAUUUUUCGAAUUUAGUUCAAUAAUAUAGAAUUUACAUAUAAAUGUUAUGGACUUUAAAUAUAAAAAUAUAGAAUGGUCUAUCAAAAAUUUAUUGAUAAACUUUUUCGUAUAUUAAAGUCACUUUUAAAAUUAAAGUCAACAACACUUCACAUAAAUAUUUUAUCUAUUUUCUCAGUAAAUGCUCCAGUUUUGAAUUGAAUUUGAAAAACGGUGAAACUACCGUCUUUGGUCAUUAUUCAAUCCUUUUAUAGCACGUGGAAGCAGGAAUUUAGAUAUCAUUAUCAAAUUUCACCAAAAUUAUUAAUUUUUAGUGACAAAGAAAAUAAAAAGACUGGGUGUGCUUAAUUAAAAUUUGUGCACAUUUUUUCCUUCAUCUAUAAAAUAAGGACCUUUGUUGUAUAACAAGAUAAUUAAUUUAUGUGGAUAUACUUGAUAUCUCGGAAAGUAUUUACUAUUUAAAUUUUUUUUUUGAAAAUUUAAGAAACAAGCUGCUCUAAAAUUUAACAUUUACAUUAUUUUUCGCCACCCUAAUUUUUGUCAAUGAAAUACCUACUUUUUAUUUUCAAUUUCCACAAAUAAAAUUUGAGAGAGUAGUGGCGGUUCCGAGAAAUAAAGACCCAAACAAAGUUUCAUGAACCCCAUCACGAAGACAAGAAUUUCUACAUGCUUUUCUAUUACACUAACAUUUUGUUUACAAAAAUGUUAUUACAAAUAGAGUUUAAAAAUAAACUACACUUCCUCCUCUAACCAAACUAUUUCGAGUUUUUAAAAUGUUAUAAAAAAUACCUCAAUGACAAUUACUAUAGCGUCUUUCUGAAUUCUGAAGAAUAUUAAACAUUUAAACUAAAGGGAAUAGAUAAUUUUAGUUAAAAGAGUUAAAAAGAGAUAAUUUGUCUCCUUUCGCCCCCUCAUUUUAACUCCUGGAUUUAUCAGCAAGUUUAUAUUUUCCUUAUGACAGUUCAUUGAUAGCAAUACUAUAGUAAAUUAAAAAAUUAACCAAAUACCUAACCAAGAUUAUAUCCAUUGUAAUAUUUAUAAUUGAUCGUUUAUACGACCGAACCGUCUUUCUAGAACUGUUUACUAAUAAUAAUGUUUUUUAUCAUUAAAUCAAAUUUAAUAAAAUGUUUUAUGCGAUCAAACAUAUUAAUGUAAUAAUAUAAUUCAAUUAAAUGCAUUAUAUGUUUAAAAUUUAAUUCGUAUGACGUGUUGUCUAGGGUGAACCUGGAUUAGCAGGUGUCGUUGGAAAUCCCGGAGAACCGGUAAGUUACGUUUUAAUUUCAUAUUGGUAUAACGAUUUGCAAAUAUAUAUUUUUUUUUUAUAAUUAGUAUUAGAAAGAGUGUAACGAUUUCAACUAAAAUGUUCUAUAUAGGGCCUUCAAGGACCAAUGGGACCUCUAGGGUCUAAUGGCUUGGAUGGAUGUAAUGGAACUGAUGGUAAUCCUGGAUUAACGGGCGAAGACGGACGUCCCGGUGAUCGAGGUCUCCCGGGAAUCGAUGCUCAACCGGUACGCAUUUUGUAAUAUAUUUUAAGUGGCGAUAAUAAUGCACAAUUUUUUGUCAUUUCAUCAAAAUAUUUUAUUUUAGCAUCAAUAUGUUUCUAAUGAUAUCAAAUUUAAUUCAUUAACGUAGAUUGUCAGUAAUUCUAAUCAUCAUUUUUCAUUCAUUUUUUUUUCAGUAUUUCAGUUAUUUACAAAAUUAAACUUGUAUUAUUUUAAAAUGUUAAAAUUUCGAAAGUUUUUGACAUAAUAUUGUAAUGAAAAAUAGUCAGGUGUCGGAAACGUGUUUUAUGUUUGUGAUCACAAUGGUAUUUAAGUAUAUCUAGUAUAUAAUAUCAAUCAUUUUUUUUUUCUAGGGAAUACGAGGAGAUCCCGGCGAUGGAGGUGCAAACAGUAAAGGUUUGAAAGGUGAAAGAGGCGAAUUCGGUAUACCGGGUGGAAAGGUAAUGAUCCUAUAUUCAAGUUUAAUAAUUAUCAUUAUAACUAUAACAAAAAUUAAUAUUUUUAUUGAUGAGCUCUUUAACUUCUUUAUAAUACAAAUGUAUUGAACAACAGAAAAAUAUAAUAUGCUCAUUCUAAUAUCGCAGUUAUAACAAUAUACUAAGCAGGAUAUUUGUAACCAGGAUAUUUUUCUGAGGGAGGGAGGAAAUAACGAAUUUGCCAUAUUGUUAGGCAAUUUACAAGACAAUGAAAUGAUAAUAUUUAAGCUAAUUUUAAAUCUUUCAUUAAAUAGCAUCAACGUAUUACCUAAACAGUGGUUAAAAACUUAAAUGUAUAAACAUAUUAUUGUUUUUACGUGUUUGGGCAUUUAAACGUUAUACAGUUUCAAUUUUUAACGCUAUGUUUUUAAACGUUACAUUAAGUUUUCGUUUUUAAUGAAAACGAGAUUUAACAUUCUAAAUAAAUUUGAAAAUGUGCAACGUUUUUUAAUGAAUUUUAUUUUCAUUUCUCACACAGAUAUAAAAAAAAAAAAAAAAACAUACUUUACUUAAAAACAUUGAAAAAUAGUAAAUAAGUCUUACAUAUUAGUGUUGUAAUUGGUCUUAUUUAGCUUGAAACUGUAAUUAAUAAGUAAUAACGUAUAGUGUAUACAAUUAUGAAAAUAUCUUUAACAUUACAUCGUAAUUGUUAUUACAACUAAUAUUUUAUAGAUUGUAUUACUUUAAAUUAUUAAACAAUUAAAAGUAAAAUUAAAUGAUUAUAGUGAAUAAAUACCUACUUUAGUCUAAUUAAAUAAAGAUAAACUACCUGGUACUGAUUAGAUAAACCUAGAUGAAAUUAUUUCAAAGCUGGUAUGGAUGGGUAAAUGACGAAAUAUUAAAAUAUCUAUUCUAUCAAUUAAGAAUACUACAAUUUUAAAUGGCAUAUUUAUUAUUUACACUAAACGCAGGGGUAGGAUCCAAGAGAGGAGGUGAUAGUGGCGAUCGCCGGAUAAGCAGCUAGAAAAAAAAAUACAUUUUUAUGUAAAUAUUUCGUAAACGGUAUAAUAAAUGUAGUUUUCAUAAUUAAUUUUGCGAAAUAUUUAUUUUACUGAUUGAGCUGAGCUUGGAGUUGGUUAUACUCGUAUAUAAUUGUUUAUUACGUUGAACAUUAAGCAAUGUUAUACCAUACCGAUAUGAUAAUUUGAAUCACAGUAGUGAUAUUAGUAUAGUGAAAAGAGCCUCUAAACAUAGAUUAUAAUUUGUAUAGAUAAAAAUUUAAUAAAAUGUUAUAUUUAUGGAUUGAAAUUUUUUAAAAAUCUAUAAUUAAUUAUAGGGCGCACCGGGUUAUGAUGGCAUUACAGGAAUACAAGGCGAUGCGGGAAAUCCCGGAAGAAAAGUAAGUGAAAUUUUACCUAUCACUUAAGUUUAGGGUUCAGGUUUAAAGAAAGCGCUUUUAUAUUUUAGAUUUGGAGCGUAGAAAGGAAUACAUAUAUAUAUAUAUAUAUAUAUUAGUUUUACAAUGAUGUUUUCUUUUUCUUUUUUUCUUUUUAAUUUGUGAACAACUUUUCUAAGCAGGAAUUUCGCUUCAUUUUACAAGUGUAGCACUUUUUCUAAAAGUAAAUCUGUGGUCAUUUUAUGAUUAUCCCAGAGAUUUUCUACUAUAUCUACCAAAUGUAUUAUUUUAAAAUCGUAAAUACUACGGACUUUCAAAAUAUUUCAUCACAGUAAUGAUAAUAUCACGUAUCUACCACAUCUUACCAAAUUUUCCGAACUUCACUCCGAAUCAUUUUUCGUUUGAUUGGUUAAUCGUUGCGUACAGAUAGAAAUUAAAUUCCGCUUUUCAUCUUACCUUUCCGUUCUACUAUUUAAGACGAAUGGGAAACGUGAAAUUUCCGUAGAGAAGAUAAUGCUGCACUAACGGUUCUGUAAAAAACAUGGGAUGUUGCUAAUAGCUCUGUAAAUUAUUAUCGAAUAUAAGACUUGUAGCCUUCAAGUCUGAUUUUGAAUCAAUAACUUUUACAAACAGUUUUACAUUUCAAUGAUAUCAAUUAUAUUAACAAAAUAGCUGAUGGUACUUUUUAAUUUGUGUAUUAUAAAAAAUAUUUGGAUUGAAAACGUGAAAAGUACUUAAAAAUAUAUUUAAAAAAAAAAAAAAAAUGGUAAAGGGGUUUAAAACACCUCUCUCUAACGGCUCUAAAUACUAAAAUCUUCUAAUUAAUAUGUUUUUAUAAUACAUGUUUUGUACACAUUUAUUUUAAUAUAACUAGUUAGGUUCUUUAUUUUUUUAUAAUUUUGCUUUUGAUUAACCAUUUUGUAUGAUUAUAAUUGAAUAAUCCAUUUAAAAAGAUUGAUUAUUAAAAUGAUCAAUGUCUAAGAACCGCAAUAUACGACUUUAAAACAAUUAUGGUUUUGUAUAGGGGAUUACUGGUGAUGAUGGGUAUCCUGGAAUCAGUGGAGAUGCAGGCGAAGCAUCCCGUGGAAUUAAAGGUUAGAUUUUGAAACCAUUACUAUUGUAUAUUAUAGUUAUAUAGUUAUCCAUAUUACAGGUAUGCUAAGCAUUUUUUGUUUUUUGUUUUUUUUUUGAAAAUGUAUUAGCAGAUUAUCCUAUGAAUUUAUUUUCUUUAAAUAUCAAUGUGUCAACUCUAGUAAGAUUAUAACCUAUUAAUCGUAUAUCGUGUGAUACCACUAUAGUAUCAUAUCCGUCAUGUAUUACUCAUCAGCUAUAAAAUAUAUUCUGUUAUUUGUGUUUUCUAUUAUUCUAGUCUAAUAUAUUGAAGUGAUUAUUUUUUUAAAAGUCUUUCCUAGUUUCAUAUACAAGAUAAAAUUAUGGUGUAAAAUCAACAAUUUUAGACGCGUAUCUAAAUUAUAGGUGAAAACUAUUUGAUGAACAUUUUUAAUGAAAGACACACUGAUGAUCGAACAGAAAAAUCGUUCAAUAUUGUUCAUUCAAUUCGUGUGUUUAAAAUAUAUGAACUACACGUGUAAUAGGGUCGUACAAAGUAAUUUGAAAUUUGCAUAAUAGAACUUUUUUCAUCAAUAUUAUAAAAUAUAUGAUAUUUUUAAAAUAAUGGAUAUCACGAAAACCUUUUCUUGCAUGGUCAUUUUUAGGCAGCAGCGAGAAAUUUCAGAGAGGAACUAAGGGGGCUAUAAUCCGUAGUCUCCUUAGCCCCCCUAUUCUAGUAUCAAUAAUAAUAAUUGUUUUGUAAUAAUAAUAUCAUCUACACGUGUGUUCUAGUUACACUAGUUAUAAAUUAUAUUAUUUAAUUUAAAUAAAGCGAUAUAGUAACAAUUCCACUAUCAAAAACAUUUUUUUUUUUUCAUUUCAAUAUUUAUCAAUAUUAAAAUUAUUAAUAUCUUUAAUUUAUAAUUAUUUCAUAGAAAAGUUGACUAAAUAAUUCAUGUACACAAACAUUAAAUUAUUAUUGGUUGUAUUUAGAUUUUGAUUAAAAAUGUAUUAAUAUUAUUAUCUUAAACAAAUCUAUGAAAUUAAAACAUACGCAAUACACAUCUAUAAUAUCUUUGAUUUUUAGAAAUGUGCAAUUCAAAAUAUGGAUUUAAUUAAAUCAUUAUACAAUAAUUCAUAUGUUUAUUAUACAGGUGACAUGGGAGAACAAGGAGAGAGAGGAGACGUAGGACCACCUGGUAAUUUAUUUACUUUUAUUUAUUUUGUUCUUACAUAGAGGGUGCCACUAGAUGGUUCUAACUUUAAGCAAACUUAGGCACUCUUGAAUUCAAAAUUAGCACCACAUAUACGUCAAUCUAAUUAUUUAAUACGUUUAAAUCUUAAAUGUUAUUUAAAAUUUAUUUUUCUUAUUUCGUUAUUUUUUCUACUGCAUACUUGUGUGUAUAUCUUUGAUUUGAAUUUAGCGAAUUUUCUAUUUUUUUCCAAAAAAAAGUCAUUCAUACUUUAUUGGGUAGAGUUAUUUACAAUCAAUCAAAAUCAUUUUUUUUACAAUUACAAGUAUAUACAGUGAUAAAACCAGCUAGACGUAUAAUUGAAUUAUUAUUAAUAUUAUAAUUGUUUAUAUUUUGUAAAACAGUUAAAAAUCUAAACGUGUAGGUACGAAUGUGCAAUACAGAUUGAAUAUUCAAUUUGAUUAUUUAAUUAAUUCAUUAAUUCAUUAAUCGGGUAGGUUAGUUAAGAAGUCGGUCUUCCAUUGAGUCCGUAGUAAACUAUGCAUUAUCUAAUAAAUAUCACUGUCGACAUUUUAGGUGUAAUCGAGGACCCUCGUGUGGGAGGAGGGGAUGAAAAUUAUAAAGGGCUACAAGGAGAAAAUGGUCAGAAAGGACAAAAAGGACAAGAUGGCUAUGAUGGAGAAGUUGGCAAAAAAGGUUGUACGGUACGUAGACUAUAUGCUAUUAUAUUUGCAAUUAUCUAUAGUAAUUAAAAACAAGAUCCUGGAAAAUAAUAAUUUUUUUAUUCUUAUAUGCAUACCUAUUUGUUAAUUAAUGUACUCGUAAAUUAGGUGGAGUCAACAUCUAUUAGCAUUAUAAGAAUUUUGUUCUAUUCAUUUUUUAUUUAAUCUAUAUAUGUUUAUUGAAAUAAAUUCAGAAAUAAAUCAUACAUUUCAAUAUCUGAAGAACACUAUGGAAUGAAAAAUUUGUAUUAAUAUUUCGAAAUUGCAUUUUUCCGUUCUAUGGUCAUCGUGCGCGAUUUACGUUUUUGUAAUAAUCGAUAUCACAUGUUAAAUUAAUAAUAAAUAUAGAUGAUGAAUACAACGUAUAGAAUAUCAAAUUAAAAAAUUACACUUUUAACGAAUAAAAAAUAAUGUGGGCCCAUGGCAGCGAUACUCGCCAUAGGUGAUGACUCAACCCUAGUGGUAAGUAUCGAAAAACGACCCAAAAUCGUCACUGUCGGUCAUUUGUCUACAACUUUUUUUUUAAUUUAUAAUCUAAUAUUUAUUCAUACGUUAUAUUAUAUUAUGCAUACGUUAUAUAUGAAGAAAAUAAAUUAGCGAUAUCGUUGUAAAACAUCAGAACAUCGUGUGAUUAUAAAAUAACGGCUCGUAUCAUUACGUAUCAUAUAUUAAUAUUAUAAACUGAAAUUAUUCAGUAUACUCAUAACAAUCGAAGUAUAAUUUAUGCAAUAUAUAAUAAGUAUAAACUGUAUCUAGAUAUAAUAUUAUAAUAUGAUUAUUUAUGUAUGUAUAGGGAUAUCCUGGACAACCAGGACUUAAAGGAAUAAAAGGUAAUUAUUAAUUUACAUUUAUUGAUAUUUAUAUCUAGUAAAUAAGUCCAAUGUCUAAGCCGUAUUAUUGAAAACUCGCUGAAAAAUAUAAAAAGCUAUUGAUUUUAUGUACUGCAAAUAUGGCCGAACCCAAUAAUUUGUUAAUUUUUAGAAGAACUUCAUAGAGCAAUUUAUUUCCUGAUCGAUAAUUAAUUGUUAUUAUCACGAGAGCUUAGUAAUAUUACUUAGUUGAAUUAACAACUAUUUAAAUAGUACUAGUUUUGAAUAUUAAAUCAAUUUUUGAUUAUGCAUUUUUGCAGGUAUUUAAUAAUAGAUUAUAAUAAUAAUAAAACAAUAUUUGAAAUGAAUUAUAAUUGUUAGAAAAAUCUAUGUUGUCAACGGAUUAAAAUUAAUCAGUAAAUUCUACGUAUUUUUUAGGUUCACAGGGUAAUGUAGGACAAAGAGGAAAAGAAGGUAAAGUUGGACCAUUGGGGCCAAGUGGAAUUAAAGGUAAACGCUUUUUUAGAAUGGUUAAAAUCAUAUCAUUAUGAAAACAUCGAUAAAAACACAUUGUAAACAUUAUUUUUGAAUGCAGGUGAUAAAGGAGCUCCGGGUUUCAUGGGAAGACCCGGUAGUGACGGAGCUAAAGUAAGUACUCAAAUAUGCAUAAAUAUACUAUAAUAUUAUUUGUAUUCUACAAUUUUUAAUUUUUUACAUUUAAACCUGAAACUAAAUUGGGUAAAAAUAAUUAUAUGAAUUUAAAAUUGCAUUAAAUUAAAUAAUAUUCAUUAUAUUAUAUGAUUAAUUAAUUAAUUAAUGAAAAAAAAAAAUAAAGAAUGAAAUACAUUACCCUAGGAUGAAGCGAUAUGUACCCAGGCUCAAAUGAUACAAAUAAUUUACAGUAUUCAAAAGAGAUUUUAGAAGCAUUUGAAAUGUGGUGUUCAAGAAUAUAAUCUAGACGGAUAGGGUAACAAAUAAAAAAUUGUUAAAAACAGUAUCAGAAAAAACGCUUUGAUAGUUGUAAAAUAAUAGGGUUAUUGUAUAACAAAAUGAGUCGGGCGUGAGAGUCUGUUGAAAUUGAUUAUAGAAUAUUGAUGGGAAGAACCAUCUAAGAAAAACUAGGCUGACAAAUACAAAUGGAAUAAAACAGAUCAUAAAGGACCAAAGAUGUACCUAUUUUACUAAUAGAAAAUCGGACGUCAGAAACGGAUAGAAUGUCGCUGUAACUCGAUUUGAGGCCAUGAGAAAAGAGAAAUAGAGAGAUUGCAAUAAAAAUGUCAAGUUAAUGUAAUUGGUUUAUACAAAAAUUAAAUUUACAUUGUUUUUUAACUAGUGUCUACAUUUUAUUUUUCGAAUUGAACGUAGAAAAAUAUUGAAAUUUUUAAUCAUUUAUUUAACACGGACUAUACAAUCGCGAGAUUAUAUUGAUAACUGAUGAAUUAAAACGUAUUAUGUACAAUUAAAAUUUAAAACAUCAGAGUUAAUAUUAAUUUACGCGAUUUUAAAUAAGGGUGAAGUCGGUGAAGACGGACGUGAUGGAAUUCCAGGAGUACAAGGUAUAGAGGGUGAACCGGGCAUAUACGAUCCGACUUUGGAUGAAAUCAAAAUCGGGUCCCAAGGAAUUCAAGGACCUAUUGGUGAGUUACGAUAUUCCUAAUAUCUACUUUAUGUGUGUAUAUAUACAAGGUAAAAUACAUAUUUUUGUUAACUAAACGUUUAACAUGUUUAGGUCCCGAAGGUCCCAGAGGAGAAGACGGAAAACCAGGAAGGGUAUGUUAUUGAUAUUUAACGGUUAUUGCUGAUUUUUUACAUCUUUUAAAAAUUUGUUUCGUAAAAAUAUGUUUAUACUAUUUUAGAUUGGUCCGCAAGGAAUCGUAGGACCACCGGGUGAUCCAGGCAUAUCAGGUAAAUUAUUUAAAGAAAAAUGUUAUAUACAUAUAAUUAUUCAAAUUCAAUACAAAAACAAAUGUAAAAAGAAAAAUGAAAUAAUAAUAAAUAAAAAACUAUUCUAUUAUAAAAAAAAAAAUAUUAGUUGCAUACCAUAAUAAUAUUUUGUUCUUUUUUUUGUAUAGGUAUUCCUGGAAGCAGAGGCCCGAAAGGUUUUUCUUUGAAAGGAGAACAGGGUGACGAUGGUAAGUGUAUAGUUUACGUAUAAACAUUGUGAGCAAGUGUAUGUAGUGUAUAAUAUCAUUUUAUUUCAUUGAUGACUCGAUUAAAAUAAUUUUACUCAAACUAUAUAAAAAAUAAAAUAUAUCAUAAUUUCGAUUGCAUAAUAAAUUUGAGUUUAAAUUUUAAUUUUUGCACUCGUUUACAACUCGAUGUUCAUGGCCAAAGGUAUUUAAAUUGUUUAAUAUUAUUAUUAAGGUCUAACCGGUGCACCAGGAGUACAAGGACCUCCUGGAUUCCAAGGACCAGAGGGUCUCGUUGGUGAAAAAGGAUAUACGGGCAUAACAGUAUUCGGGCCACCCGGUGAAGACGGUCGGCCAGGUGAAAAUUUUAAUUUAAUAUUGUUUCAGUUAUUUAGUUGUGUUUUAAAUAAUGAAAAAUUUGACUCGAAUAAAACAUCCACUAUAUUUUUUUUUAGGUCGUGACGGUAAUAAGGGACCUAAUGGAGAACGUGGUGAUCCAGGAUACAGAGGUUUGAAAAUCAUUUACAUUUGUUUCUUUUUCUUAAUUUUAAUGUAUCUCUAAAUGUAAAUUUAAAUUGUUCAUAUUUUAAUUUCCGAUAUGAAUCGUUUAGGUCCUAAAGGUUCUCCUGCCACAGGACGUGGAGAACAAAUUAACGGUCCACCCGGACCUACUGGUGUACGCGGAUUACCUGGUAUUCCUGGAACACCUGGAACUCCCGGUAAGAAUUGUAUACAUACAUUUUACUCGUUUCAUAUUAUUAUUAUUAUUUAUUUAUUAUUUUUUUUAUUUUGUCACGUGUAUAAAACUUACAAUAAUAAUAUUCAACAAUAAAUAUAAUUACAGGAAUACCUGGUACUGACGGGAAAAAAGGUCUUGCUGGUGAAGAUUGCGGUUAUUGCUUUCCAGGUUGUACAAUUAAUAAUAAUCUAUAAUUUAUUAUUAUUUCAAACGCUAUUAAUUCGAUUAAAAGAUAAUUCCUAUUUUAAAUCAUUGAAAAUAUGUAAGUUAUCUGUUGUUCGAAUUGAACUAACCAGGAAUUAUAUUUAUGUUUCUAGGAAUUGAUGGGCAAAAGGGUGAACCCGGUGAUGAUGGACAAAACGGUUUACCCGGAUCGAUAGGUGUGUAAAUUUAUGUAAACUUUGUGUUAAUAUUUUUUUAUUUUUUUGAAGUUUCAAAUUAUCUGUGCGAAAAAAAAAUAUGCGCAUUAUUAAAUAUGAUGUACGUUUUACUUGUAUUAUAAUUAUAAUCAAUACAAUGUAAACGUUUCUUAUAGAAUCACUAAAAAUAAUACGUACUUAUUAAUAUACAUGCAUUAUUUAUUUUAAAAGUAUACGGAAUAAUUUAAAAAUGUUCAACAAAAUUAUAAUCUUAAUCAUUUUAUAUCACUGUUUAGGGUUUCCUGGCGUAAUUGGCACCCGUGGAAUCAAAGGAAUAACCGGGCCAAUUGGGAGCACAGGUACAUACAUAUUAAUUUUUUAAAAUAAUAUCAUAUUCAUCACUAGCUGUCCCACGCGUCUUUGCUCAUGUACUACACUAUUGAACAAAAAAUAAAUAAAAAAAAACACGUUUCCAUCAGCGCCCGUAAUCAAUUACAGUUAAAUCGUUAUCAUUCGGUAAUUCAUUUUUUAAAAAUGAUAUUUUAUAACUGUGGCAACUGUAUUUACUAGUAUUAUUCGGCUUCAGAGUGUGCACGGAUCCAUUGAUCCACUUCUAUAUGAAAAAUUUGCAAACCACUGUGUACCAUAAAUUCGGCUGUGAAUCAUGCAAAGACAAACAGACACAAAAUUUUAUUAAUAUAUAUGAUCAUUUCUCUAAUAAGCAAUAGCAUAAUAAUAUACAGUUCAACUCGUUAUAUUAUAUUAUCCGUGAUAGAUUUAAAAAUUUACCAAAAAAAUAAAAAAUAAAAUUUCUACUUACGAAAUUUUUGCCGGGCAAUUGUCGAAUGUAUGUGUUUUUUUAAAUCGUAAUAAAUUAUAUUGUUCACAGUUUAGUAUAAUAAUUCGAAAUUAUUUAUUGCAGGUCAUAAAGGAUCAGUUGGAAGACCUGGACGAUCAGGUUCGUAGUGUAAUAACACAUUCAAAAAAAUAUGAAAUUGGUAAUAUUGUUUUAUGAUUAGGAGAGGUAGGCAUUCCUGGAUAUAAAGGUGAGAGAGGAGAUUUGUUGAACAAUUAUAUGCAAAAUAAAAAUCAAGGAGAAAAGGGCGAAAUAGGAGAUCCAGGAAGAGAAGGCGAUGCAGGUUUCCCAGGGUAUUUAUAAAUAUUGAUCUUUAAAUAUACCCUUAAGUCGUUAAGUUAUGCGAUUGAAUAUUAUUUGGUACUUCUCAAUUAUAUGUAUAUAUAUUUUAUUUUACAGUUCACAAGGAACUCCUGGCACUAACGGUCGUAUGGGUAGAAGAGGAAUUAAGGUAAAUAUUUCACAUUGAAAAACUAAAUAAAUUAAAUGAACUAGUAUAAUAAUUGUAUCUGCACAAAAAGGGAAUAUCCGGUGAAACGGGAUUACCGGGUAGAGACGGUGUAGAUGGAUUUGAUGGGUUUAGAGGACUAAAAGGAGAACCCGCGGACGAAUUAAAUCCUGAUAACUUGAUUGGAUAUCCUGGGUAUGUCAAAUUAAUUUUCAAUAAAUUAAUGGUAAUCGGUUACUAUAUUAUUAAGCAUUUCCAAACAAAAUAAUUUAACGACAUUUUAUCGUUGUUUCGAUUAAUUAAGAAUUCAAGUUUUUAAUUUUAAAAAAAAAAUAAUGCAAUUUAAUAUUGUGUACCCGUACAUGUUUACAUUAAUAUCUAUUAUAAAGUUAUGCAUUUUUUAAUAGAGAGCGUGGAACCCCAGGCGAGUCAGGAGAAAUGGGCGAUCCGGGAUAUCGAGGUGAACCCGGUGAUACUAACACUCCAGAAGUAUAUAAAGGAAUUAAAGGCAUUAAAGGAAUAACCGGCGAUCCAGGUGGGAUUUAUUAAACACGUCAAACUUAUACAAAGUGUAAAAACAAACGAGCGUCAAAAUAAUUUAAACACUUUGUUUGUUUUCGUUUAAGGUUUCGAUGGAUUCAAAGGAGAAAAAGGAUUAACGGGAGAUAUAGGUACCUGUUUAAAUAAUAAUUACAAUGUAGAUAAAUUUUAAAAUCAUAUUAAAUAACUUAAUGUAAUUUUCAUCCUUAAGGUUUUGUUGGAUUUACUGGUGCUGAGGGACUUCCCGGUAUAGAAAUCCAAGGUCCUCCGGGAAUCAAAGGUAUUUUAGAAAACUAAAAUUUUAAAAUUAAAUAAUUAUACUAAAAAUAUUACAAUAAUUGUGAUAUAUUUGUAAUAAUUGUGUGUAGGAUAUCCGGGUCAAGAGGGCAGUCCAGGAUUAAAAGGAGAACAGGGAAAGCCCGGCGAACGCGGUCCAACAGGAAGACCGGUAUGAUUUUGAAAGUAACCUGUGGGCUAUUACCAAUAUAUCGUUGAUGGCUAGCUGAAAUAAACGGGAAUGAUAAAAUUAAUAUUCAUAGUAAAGAAAAUAAUUAAUUUUUACAGGCAUCGCCCGGUGUGAAAGGAGAUCACGGAGACCCAGGCCUAAGUAUUUUAGAAGGAGAAAUUGGUGAUCCCGGUCCUCAAGGAGAAAAGGGUGAACCUGGAGACAUAGGGUAUGAAUUGCAAAGAAAAAUAAUAAUAAGGAAUACAUAAUGCAACAAGUAAAAGUUGAAAUGAACAAACAAGAAAAUGUUCUUAAUACCUAUUUAGUACUAAUAGUUGUACUUAACUAUUCUUUGAGGAACUAUAUGUUUCAUUAAAUAUAUAUAUUUGUAUGCAUUUUUUUUAAAACAAUUUUAUAGAACUAGGUAAUUAUUUAAAAUUAAAAACUCUACGCGAGUUAGAUAGAUUUUAAAUUCAACACUUAAAAUUACCUCUAUAUUUUUAUUGAGAAAGUUUUAGGACGGUCCAAAAUUAUUUUUAAUUUAACUACAACAAAAAAUCAAAAUCAAAAAUAACGGAAACUUUAAAUUGUGUAAAUUGUCUCGUUUAUCCCAAGGGGUUUUCCCGGUUUUAUUUAAUUAUUUAGAAAACUACUAAGAGUAUCAAAAAAUUACCUCCACGUGAGGUGCUAAGUAGAUAUAAUUGUCUUUUACAAAAUAUACUACACUAGAUGCACGAAGCAAGAUUUCCGGUAGAAAAAUUGUUAAAAGAAAAAAGCUGAAAAACAAUGGCAGUUCACAGGAAAAGAAAGACUGUAAUAGGUUUUUUACUAAUAGGUACCUACAAUUCGUACAUUUCCCAAUUAUUGGGAAAACCCCUGGAAAAAUACAACAUUUACUUCUUUAAAGUACCAUGUACCAGGUGAUCCAUUUGAGUGGGUACACUUAUUAUUUCGGAAAGUAUAAACUUUUUCCGGAAUUUGUUCCCUAGAACAUUUAAGAAACAAAUUAUUGUACAAUUUUAUGUUAUUUUUUGUUACCCUUAAUUUUGGGGGUAAAACCACUACCUUUUCUUUUGAUUUUAGAAUGGCAACCUGUAUUAAAAAUUCCAUCAAUAGAUGGAGUAUUAGUUCAAAUAAAUUUUAGUGUUGAAAUGUUUGAUGCCCGUCGAUCCGUUAACGAGAUAUUCCACUCUUAAGUUUGGGUUGGAGUAUCAUUUGUGUUGCGGUACGGUGCGUAACAUGUUAAUAAUGCACCACUACUUUCCUCCAACCGUAGGUAGGUAGCACCAUUAGACUACCACAAACAUAAAAAAAUUGACAAUAUAGAGUUAUUUAUCAUAACAUAAUAUAAUAUCUGCAUAAUGCCUAUCAGAACUUCAAAAAGCUAUAAUUUUGAAGUCAAUUCGUUCAGUUCUGACUUCACCAUCGGUAAAAUACAUAAUAUAUUCAAAACAAAAAAUUGAAAUAUUAGAUUUGUUCCAUACAAUUGUUUACUCAAAUAAAUUUCGUCAAAAUUCGAUAUUAAAGUGAAUUUAUAAAAAAAAAAAAAAUACUACAUUAAACUCAAUUUUUUUUUUUUUUACUACAAAGUAAGAAUUUUUUUAGUGAACCUUAUGUUAAAUUGUCAAGCAUUUCUGUUAAUUCUAACAAUUUUACCAUACACUAUCUACCGAAUGAAAAUUACGUAAACAACUUGCAAAAUUAAAAUGUCUAUAAAUAACUCAGAAAUGAAUUAAAUACUUCCAAAAUUGUAUCAUAUCUAGAAAAGGCAAAUAUAAGUUUUCUGUCUAAAUUGCUUGUCUCUACGAAUAUUUUUAAUUGAAUUACAACCAAUAACAAAAUUGAAAAAAAUAAUAAAAUCAUUGUUUUCAUAAAUCUCCCGUUUUUCUUACUUUUUAUCCUGGUUUUUCCCAGGUAUAAUGAAAAUCACGAGAAAAUCAAAAAACGAUCUCCCAAUAGUAUCAUCUGGACAAUAUUUCCUUUCAGAAAUGGUGCCGAGCGUUUAUAUCGGAGCAUGAUUUGUGGUGGAUUUUUUGUACAAAAAUGAAAUAAAUAAUCAUUUUUGUAAAACCAAAACAUUCCUCGUUGCUCUCACAAUCUAAAAUGCAUCAUAAUAAAACUAAUAUAAUAUAUUCUGUGUUACGCUAGGAAUCUGAAAACCCAAAUAAUUUAUUUAUAAAUUAAAACUAUGAAAUUAUGUUAUUUGUGUAGGUGGCUCUUGGUAAAUCAAAAUUGUGUUCUACCUAAUCACAUACAUAAUUACUUACGUUAUAAUUUAUUACGGCCGGUACGAAUUUUUAAAUAAGAACAAAAUAUGAAGCAUGUUUUAUAAUAACUCAAGUACUUAGUCGAAAACGACUAACUAUAUUAACUAUUGUAAAACAACACGGAACAAUUUUAAUUUUUACAAUCCAUUUGCAAUCUAAUAACAAUGUUUUCUGAAUUUGUUUACAGACUUAGCGGAAUUGAUGGAUAUCCUGGUGAUGACGGACUACCGGGUCUAAAAGGAUAUAAAGGCAGUCCCGGUUUUACGGGUCCGCAGGGAAAAAAGGUUAUAAAAUAUGUUUUGUAUAAAUUUAAACACGAAUCAAUUAGAAAAUUAUGGAAUUUUCAACAUUAAUAAAUCGUUAUUAAAUAACGUGACAAAAAAAAUUUAAAAAUUUAAAAAUAAUAAUAAUAUUACUUUUGUUCGCUUUAUUGACGUAUUAUAAUCAUUCGUACGUAGAGUUUUAAAAAAUUAAAUACUAUAUUACUAACAGAUAUUAAUAUUUAUUUAAAUAUAUUACUUUAUUAUUGUUCGUUCUUUUCAAAAAUAAAUAAUUUUAGGGACUAGCUGGGGAACGCGGGGUUACAAUAAGAGGUCCAGCUGGAUUACCAGGAGCACCCGGAUUAGUCGGUUUACCGGGUGAAUUUGGUUCACCGGGUCCUAGUGGUAUGUACAAAAUCGAUCAUUUUUUUAUUAUUAUUAUAAUUUAAAUGUCACUGUUUGAAUUUGUGUAGGAAUUGACGGAGAAUCCGGUGGAGAAGGACCUAAAGGCUCGAAAGGAGACCAAGGAUUAGAAGGUAUGUUCAAACGAUCUUAUACACAUUCAAACAUUUUGAAAAACUAUUUAUUUAUAAUAUUAUUGCUUCAUACAUAGUGUUUUUUCGAGAUAUUAUCAUAGGGCUACAUUUUUAAUUCACUCGAGAAGCUCAUUUAUGAUAUUUUUUCUUUCGUUUUAACAAAUUUUUUCGUUUGAAUACGUGCCGAAUACUCGAGUGGUUUACUUUUUAUUAGCGAGAGCUAUUUAUAAUGUUUGUGGUUUAUUUCGUAAUAUAUAUAGUUUUAUGAAAUCGAUACAAAAAUUCAUUAUUGCAAAUGAAAUAUUUUGUUAUUUUUAUAUUUACAGGGCCGAGAGGAGAAGAAGGUAACACUGGACCACCCGGUUUACCGGGAAGAAUAGGUUUGAUGGGAAAAUUAGGUAAGUGAAUUAACACUUUAUAGUAAUAAUAAAAUAAUUUUUAUUUUAUGUUUUCCAAUUUUGUAAGCAAUUUAAUAUUUAUCUCUCAUUCUAUCUAUCUAUUAAUUUAUCUAAAACACAUUAUUAUGAUUUCCUUACUAGUUAUAACACUCAUUAGGUUUUUUUUCUAAUUCAUUUUUAUUAAUAAUACUCGUAAUAUAGGUUUUUUUUUUUUUCUUUAAACACUUCCGUAAUUAAAUAUCAAAAAACUUGUAGAUGUUUUUAUUUUUCUUGAAAAUCAAUUUUUAUUAGCUUUUGCAAUAUUGUUGUUUUUUUAAUUUUCAGGUGAUUUUGGCAAACCCGGUGAUUACGGCGAUGACGGACCUCCGGGUAAAUAAAAAAUAAUAUAACACAUUAAUAUGAAAUCUGUGUUACUUUUUUAUUUUUAUUUUUUUUUUUUUUUGUAUUAUAUGAUAACAUACAUGGUUAUAUUUCAAUUUUUUGUUAUACAUUUUAGGAUCACAAGGACUCCCAGGGAACGUGGGAUCUAUCGGUCCCCUUGGAGACAAAGGAAGUAUGUUUAAACUUAUUAUACGAAAAUAAAAUAAAAAGAGAUUUUGAAAAUGUUGUUUUUUUAUUUCAUUUUGAAUAAAAACAUUAUUGCCGUUAAAAAAUGAAUUUAUUUUUGUUUAGACCGUGGAGAUUUUGGAGGCGUAGGAUAUCCAGGGUUACCGGGAAUUUUGGGCGAUAAGGUAUAAACGUUACAUAAUAAUAUAAUAUGCAUUGGAGAUUAAGCCCCAAAAUCGAAAAAUAAAAUUCAUCGUAUUUGUUUUUUCAUAGGGAAUAACUGGUGAACAAGGUUAUCCUGGACUUCCUGGUGCAAGAGGAGAUUAUUCGUUUAGCGGCCCUCAAGGAGAGACUGGUGCUCCUGGUACACAUGCUUUUUACAUUAUAUACAUAUAUAUAUAUAUUAAGAUAUUAUAAACGAUAUUAACUCACAAUUUUUUUUUUUUUUUUAAUCCGGUCGUUUUGCAGGAAAACUCGGUGAUAUCGGUCCUAUUGGUUAUCCUGGAUUAGACGGUGAAAAGGGUGUGGCCGGAGAAAAUGGAACAAUCGGUUUUGGGGAAGAUGGUGAAAAAGGUACAGUUAUAUUAUUAUACAUUUGUUGAACACCUACCGUUUAUCGAAGUAUAUAAUACGAGAAUUUCACUAGUCAGAGUUGAGACGCAGAUAAGUAAAAUUAAUCUAAAUAAAGAUAACGGACGAUUGUUUCAAAAUCAACUAGAUACAGGGGUAAUGACAAACAAUAUCUGUAAAAAAUACCUGAAAAAUAUUAAAAUUGUUCCAUACAGAAAUGAUAAUAUCUGAUAAGUGGAAUUUAUUUAAAGGAAAUAGAUUUUAUUAUUUUUUUUAAACUUAUUGUCUAUUGUUCACAACAUUAUUGUGUCGGGGAGAUGAACAUUUAAACGGAUAAAAUAAUUCCUUGAAAUGCACUAAUAGUGUAAUUCAAUAGCGUUUUACCACUAACGCAGUAAAAAUAUUUUCUGGAUAAGUCUCAGCACUGACAAUAAUAUAUUAUAAUUAUUAACUCGACGUAGUCAACGGUUUUAUAAAAGGCUACCGAAACGAAAUUUUUGAACAUUAACAUCUAUAAUUUUGAAUUGUUUUGAUGCACACAGGGUCUAAAGGAGAACCUGGAUUCGAUGGUAAACCCGGGCAACCAGGACGAAUGGUAAUAUAUAUAUUAUAUUAUUUUGCGUUGGCCAACAAUAUUGUUAAAAGAUAUUAGUCACACGCAUCGGGUACAGUAGCGUAUUUACGACUUCCUAUUGGGGAUGAUAUCGAAUAAAAACAAUUUGAAAUCGGAGCAGGGAAUCUCUGUCAUUCACUUGUUUGUGUUCCAACAUUUACGUUUAGUCCUCCAAAUAUUGUUUACCGAGGUACUUUACAAUGCUGCGAUAAAUGGUACGGUAACAACACGGUCAAGGUUAUGUAUGGCUCAAUUUAUCGUUACCAUACCAUUUCUUGCAAAAGAGGUUCAACUAACAAUGACAUUUUAUUAUAUAUUUUUUUAAAGGGUAUCUAUCAUUUCAUGAAUCCUCUUGAUUAAAUUUAUCUUUUACCAGAAAUUAUAGAAUUUUUAGGAGGAUGCCAGAGCCAAAUACUUUUUAGGAAAAAGAAAUUCGAAUCAAAAAAAAAAAAAAAAUUCUUUAGGGGAGGUAAUAUACCACCCAUCAUAUUACCGCCUGUGUAAUACACCACUAAUCGAUUAAAAGUACAAUAAAUAUUGUCUCUUGAACAUUUUUAUUCAAAGUUCAUAUUUUUUGUUGAAACACAAUAAUUUAUUACGAAUCGAUAUUAUAAUUUAUAUAAAUGUUCGUGAUUUACGCAAUCCCGUAUAUUACAUUUAUAAAAGUGUAGUAUAAAAUAUAAUAUAAAUAUACCUUAAUGAUGUAUCAUGAUAAAAUUUUUAUUUUUUUUUUUUUUUUUUUUUUUAGGGUUUAAUGGGAGACCUUGGGCAUGUAGGACUAACAGGUAAGACGUUAUUAAUUUAGAUUGAGUAUUUAAGUUUAUAAAAUCUAUUUACCAUCAGUAUGUUUUAAACAAAUUAAAUUACAUUAUUUUAAGACUUUUUAGAAAUGCCUAUCGCUACUUUAACAACCAAACAAUUUUUUUUUCGCCUAUUUAACGUGGACAAUUAAAUAGCCAUUUAUUUUGUUUACAUAAAAAACGCUUGCAAUUGGUUUUCAAUGGUUUUAUCGAUUUUCCUUGCAUUUCAGUUAUUUAUCAAAGAGAUGGGGAACUAUUAUUAUCAAUUAUUAGAAUAUUAUAACUAAAUGCAUUUUCAUCUUAAAGGAAUAUCUUUUUAAUGGAAUUUUAUAAUUUUGGUACAAUAUCGUCGUUAUUUCAUAAUCCAUGUAUUUACAAGUAUGUAUUAUAGAAGCUUUAUAUUUCAUUAAUAUUUUAAAAACAAAUAGGAAUUAUUAUAUAAAUAUUUCUUCAUUCUUCAGAACACAUUUCUGUAUUUUUAAUAUGUAAUUGUUGAUCAUUUAAAACCGAAAACGAAAUGUGUAAAACACUUCGCAACCCUGGACGUAACGUUACCAUACAGUAUUCUUGAGCAUAUGCAUACAUUUUUCAAAUCAAAUUAUAGUCAUUUGCAUUUUUGAACGAUUACCCUACGUGGACACAUAUUACAAUAUUUUGUCCAUGAAUAACAUUUUUAAAUUGUUUUCUAUUAGGUAUUCAUGGAGACAGCGGUCCAAAAGGUUACCCGGGUUCGAAAGGACGAUCGGGAGCAUCAGGUAUUGCAAACCGACAAAGACAUAAAAUAUUGCGAACUUAUUAAUCUAAAAAAAAUAUACUGAUUUGUUUUAUUUUGUUGAAAUUUAGGACCACAAGGACCUCCAGGAAAGACCGGUGAACCCGGUUUAGAUGGUUUGAAAGGUGAUCGCGGAGACGACGGUAUUCCGGGUGAAAUCGCUACACCAGGUAUAGUAUUAUUAUUAACAUAAUUGUUACAAUACAUUUUGUGCAAUGCGCUUAAACCGUAAACUUUUACGUAAAAUUCGAUAAUAUAUUGUCCGUAUUAUAUCGCUGAAAAUUCAUAAUAUUUAAAAUGUUACAAUGAUCACGGAAUCCAUUGAAAUAAACUAGAUUUUUCGAAAAUACAUUGAGAACCGAAAAUUCUAUUAUUUUUUUUUCUUUUUACAUACGAAAUCUAUAAGAAUAAUGAUUUUUUUAACUAACGAAUUGAACAAACAAUUAAUAUUAAACUUUAAAUAGCCUACAUCUACUUCAUACUUCGGGUAUGCCAUAUUAUCACUAUAAUAGAUUGGAAAAGUUGGCAAAGUAAGAUACGUAUUAGGUAACUUUAUUUUUUUUUACACUACAAUAAAUACUAUUAUUACUACCCUAUGAACAAUAAUUCUGAAAAAAGUUCGAAAAAAUAUAUUUUGAUAAACUUAAAUUAAAAAAUGAUUUUUAACAAUAAAGUAUAUUAAAAUAAUUGUCCGUGUUUAUUUCAUUUCGGAUUUUCGAACAUUUUUACGUAGCCAAAAAUAUUAUAACCAUAUAAAGUCAAAUAUUUAAACUUAGAAACCUUUCACAUUUCAAAUAGGUACUUAUAAACAAAUCACCGAACACCAGAAUUUUUCGAAAAUUGAACAACAUCUGGCAAGUGGUGAUAUAGAUUUUGUUAAGCGGCGCUCUUUGGAUUUUAAAGAUUUGCGUUCAUUUAACUCCUUUAUUGUUCUUUAGUUAGAUCCAUUUUAAAAUAAGGAUCGCCUUUUUGUAGUCCGUAUUCAAAAUUAGUCGUUCAUUUCAUUGAGUGCGUCCAAAACUCUUUCUUGAGAGUUAUCGCUUUUAAAUUCAAUAUAAAUAUUAAUAACCAUGAGUAUACGCAAGUCAAGUCCUUUUUAGAUAUUCCAACUUUUGCUUCUGGACGUGAUUUAUUUUUCACGUUUAUUAUUCUCAUUUAUUUAUAUUUAUUUUAUUCUGGACGGGAUAUUUCUUUGUUUAUAAAUUAGUCAAUGGUAAAAUUGAUGCUCCAGAUUUAUUAAGUAGUAUUCAUUUUAACGUUCCAGCUUACAAUAACCGUUCAACCUCUCUGUUUUAUGUACCAAUAUACAGUACAAACUAUUUGAAAUACUCCCCUAUUCCGAAGGCGAUGGCUUUAUGUAAUUAACUUUCAACAAAUGCGGAUUUUUUUCUUUACCUGUACCUAAAUAUUGAUUUGUGAUACUGAGUAAUACAAAACGUCUCUUUAUUUUAAUUUAGUUUAUUAUCUCUUAAUAUAUAAUUUCUAAAUGUUCUUUGUACUAUUAGGCUUUUAAUCCCGUUUUAUUCUUCUUUUGAAUAAAUUAUUAUUAUCACAUUAUACGUAUUCGGUAAAUAUGUCUGGUCUCAUAGUCUUCAAUUAUUGAUUUUAAAAUGCAUGUGUAAAAACAACAGCCUUAUCGUAAAUAUUAUUUAAAUGUUCAUUUUUUUUUUUUUUUUAACAGGAUUGCCAGGAGAUCUGGGACCCAGUGGUCAAUACGGCCCAUCGGGACCCAAAGGACCCAAAGGUAAUUUCGUUUUAUUUAUGAUUCAUAUAUUUAAAAAUUUUAAUAUAAUUUAUAAUUAUUGAAUUUAUGCGAAUAUAAACUCAAUGUAUUGGUCUGUCUAAAUAAAAAUGUUAACAUUAUCGGUUAAUUAUAUUUAUUUUUCGUUCAUUAUAUCAUAGAUAAUAAUAUAAUUAUUUGUUUAUUCUUUAUAUUUUUAAGGGGCGAUUGGAGACCCAGGGUACGAAGGAUUUAUAAUCGGAACAAGUGGAGAAGAGGGAGAAAGAGGUAAUAUAAUAAUUACCUGUUAAAAUAUAAAUUUCAAAAAUGUUUUUUUUUAAAAAAAAAUAAAUAAUUUAGGUUAUACUCCGCCAAGAGGUUAUCCGGGUGAAUCCGGACAACCGGGAUUAGAAGGAGCCAACGGAGCUAAAGUAAGAUAACAAUGUUAUUAUAAAAUAUUGUAUUCAUUUCAAUAUGAGUACUUGAUUUUCGCUGUGUGAUUAUAGAUUUUUGUAUUUAUAAAAAACAGUUUUAAUAUUUUUGUAAUUUUAUUUUAUCAUUUUUUUUUUUUUCGUUAAUUGCAAAACAACAAUGAAAAAAAAAAUAUCUUCCAAUUAAACAUAAUUCUAUAUUUUGCGCGUGUCUUUGUAAAAUUUAGUGUAAUAUUAUAAUGAUUAUGACGACCAUAAAAUAUCAAUUAUUUGUUCGUUUGUUCUAAUAAUGUGAUAAUAAUCAUCGUGCAAUAAUAUUCAAUUGAUAUUAAAUAUUUUCUGAUUAAAUAUUUUACGUUCAAAAUUAACAGGGUGAAAAAGGAUUGCCGGGAUUCAAUGGUCUUACCGGAUUUCCUGGUGAACCCGGAUUGAAAGGUUUUGAAGGUGAAGUUGGUCUGCAAGGUUUGCCAGGUAUGUACUAAAUCCGUGCACAAAUUUAAUAGUUUUUCUUCUUAUUUAUAAGAAUAGCUUUUAGUAACUUUUAGUCAAAUAUGAAUAAAUUCUUGAUUGAAAUUAAUGAAAAAUUAUAACAGACAUUUGUUCAACGUUGGUGUUUCCGUAUUGAUUAUCAUAAUAUUCGUAUAUUAUUAUAGAUAUUCAAAAAAAAAAAAUAGAACACAAUUUAAAAAUAAUUACCAAUAUCUCUAAAACCUAAUAGUAUUCCAUUAUGACGUGUUUGUUGCAAUAAAUACAUUUUUUUUUUUUUUAUACAAUUUUUUCGUAGGUUUUCCGGGUUUUAAUGCAGAACAUGGAGAUAGGGGAAAGAGUGGAACAGACGGUGUUAGCGGAUUGUAAGUUACAUGAAAUUAUCAUAAUCGAGCCAAAUUAUUUGUAAUUAUUUUUAAAUUAUUCUUAUUUUUUUAGGCCAGGAAUUGCAGGACAAAAAGGUGCACCUGGACCUUUCGGUGAUAGCGGGGUUUGUAUAUUUAUAUACUAUUAUUACAAAUUAUUGUCAGAAAUACAACAUUAUAGGGUAUUAGUGAUGGUUUUCGAAAUGUUUUUCAAUAUUUUAAAAUUUUGUUUUUGUAUUUUAAUUUCAACCUUAAUAUGAUAAAACUUUUUUAAAAAUCUACUAUGCAAUACUAAUUAAAGGGAAAUGCAAUGGGACUUUUUCAUGAGCAUCACUGACUUGACACAAAAGACAUUCUCCCCCGUUCUUUUCUAAUCUAGCUAAAAAAAUUAGUUAGAUAUAUGAAUAUAUUAGAAGGCCUAACAUAAGGCCAAUCAAAGAUAGGCUUGCUAGCGUAUGUAGAUGACAUUUUGACAACAUGGAGAUAGUGAAAGUACACUGUAAGAAACUAAUGAAGGCUGUGUGUUAAGCCGUGAUAUAAUAAUAAAUUACAAAAAAAAAACAGAAUAUAUGGAACUUGUCAGAGGGAUUAGAAUAGGGGAUAUGGUAUAGAAUAUACUAAAGAAAUAUCUUUUACAGCGUGCUAAAAUUUAAGUACUUAAGAGUUCUUUUAACUAAACACAAUGAGUUAAAAACUGAAAUUUUUAGAAAAAUACAAUACAAUGUAUUGGCAAACUAGUGUUAUUUUGGAGUUGGAACUUUCCUAAAAUCCAGAUCGAUUUUUGUAAACAUCCAAAUUAAAAUAUAUAUGACGUUAAUACAUAUCAUUUUUUAUUACUCGGAAACACAGACAUUAAGAAAGACAGUUAAUAAUAUUAAACAUUUUUGAAAUAAAAGUACUAAGAUGAAUCAAUAACCAAUUUUUUGACCUAAGUAUGGAGUAAGUAAGAACGAAGUAUACGGAACAACGAGGAGUUUCAACACAUGUUUCAAAGACCGUGAAAAGGGUUCAAAGGAAUCUCAAAAAGAGGGUCCUCAAAGGUCUGUUAAGAAAAAGACCGUCUUAGAUAAGAGGACUGUAUGAAAAUAGACGUUAAAGCAGUAGAUCCAAAAACCAACUGGAGGGAAAUAGCUAAGAACAGAGAGAGGUGGAGGAAAAUUUGUUGUACGAAAAGAUUUUAAAAACCAAACUCACAGAAAAAAGUUCCAAUCAACUCGAUAAUAAUAUUGUUAAAAUGAUGUAUUCGCAUAUAAGUUUUUUAUUUUUUUUUUUUAUUAGGUGCCUCGAUAAAAAAAAUUGUAGUGUUGAAUAUCAGCGUAUUGUCUCAUUUUAAUUUCGAAUCUGACUUGUUAAUUCAUAAUUUUUUUAUUUUUCAGGUUCAAGGGGAUGAAGGACCCGCCGGGUUUAGUCCAAAGGGAAUCAAAGGAAAAUCGGGUCCAAGAGGUUUGAUUUUUUUUAUUCCGUAAAGUUAAUAAUUAAAGAAGUAUACCUGUCUAUUUUCGUCAAUAUUUUAAACGUUUCAAAGAAACCGAAUGACUCGAAAUUUUUUUUUACAUUGUGCCCCAUGGAGAUAUAACCAUCUCCUAUGAAAAUAAAAAUAAUUAAAUUCUGUAUUUUUUUUGUAUACAUACUACCUGUUACUCACAUAGAUAAGAUUUACAAAUUUUCAUACUUAUAAUAAAUUUUUAUAUUUUGGUAAAAAAUUUUAAAGAAACUUUAUAUUCUAUUAUUUUCAAAAAAUUUAAAGGGAGAUAUUUUAUACAGUUUACCAUUCUGAAAAGUGUGAAGUGCCAAUGUGUCAAUGUGACUUAUUUUCAUUUAAUUCGUGAUUUUUAUAAUUGUUUAGAGUUUCAUUAUUAUUUCGAUCAUGUAACCUACCAAUGAUUAUAAAAUGUCCAUUUUCAAAUUUGCCGAAAAUAAUAAAAUAAAAAGUUGUUUUUUUAAUUUGUAUGGUCUAUAUCUUUGUGAGCAAUAUUUGCGUAAAAUUAUCUUUACGUAUUAUAUCAGAAAAUAUUUCCAAUGGGUAUAUCUUUGUGAGAUUGUCUGAAUAAAUUUGCACGUACAAUUUAUUGAAUAUUAAAAUAAUCAACAUGAAACUAACAAUUUAAUGUUCAGUCGAUUUUGAUUGAUUCUAAAUUCUAAUUUCAGUGAUACCUUGCUCUGCGUAGAAUAUUAUUAAUACGAAAAAUUACACUGAAAUUAAACGCAAUGUUUUAAACCACGAAAGUUUUGAUCUAAACGAACACGAACGCUUGUAUAUAGUACUUAAAAGAGUGACCGUAGGUUUGCGAAUAGCGAUGCAUUAGACGUAUACCCCUUAUUAGAAAAGUCAAUAGUUCAACUAAAGUUAACUUUAGAUUCGGAGUGUAUCGAGGAAUGUACUGGUUUUACUAUGAUGUGUGUUAUUUAUUUUUUUUUUUCUGUCUGUGAAUAAGUUUUCUGCCAGAAAUUUUGCUCUGAAAAUAUAUCAGGUGCAGCACCAUUUCUGAAAUAUAAUUGUAUCGAGUUAGUACAUUGGAGAAGACAUCUUUUGAUUUUCUAAAAGGUUAAAAGGGAAUAUAAUAAAAAAGAUGGACAUACUUCGCACGAUGAGUGGCCACUGUUGUAGGCAAAACGUUGGGAAGGUAGGAUAUAGAGAGGAAUUUAAUGUAUUUUUGUAUGAUUGACUAAUAAUUGCUAACAAAAACGAUUCUGAAUACAAUUUGGUUAUGUAUGCAUGAUUUAAAAGACCAUAAUAUUAUUUACAAUUAUUAUCAAAAUUUGAUAUUCAAAUUCAUAUACAAAUAGUAUACUACAUUAAACUCAACUUUUUCUUGUUGAUCACUAAGUACACCUUAUAAUGAAUCUCCUGUUAAAUUUUCAAACAUUUCUGUUUAGUCUAACAAUUUUAUCCACAGAGUACCAACUAGAUAAAAAUAUUACGUAAAAAAACUAGCAAAAUUUAAAUUUCUAUAAAUAGCUCAAAAAUAGCCCAAGUUUUUUGAUCAUUUUACCGUGUCUAGAAAAACAAAUAUAAGUUUUUAUCAAAGUUUUAGAUGUCAACGAAUAUUUAACUGAAUUAUAACAAAAAAACAAAAUUGAAAAUAAUAAAAGCAUAAUUUUCGUACAUUUCCUUGUUUUUUUUUUCUAUAUUUUUCCGGUUUUUCCUAGUUAUCAUAAAAACUGCUUGGAUAAUCAAAAAUGAUAUUUCUUUUUUUCCAACUAUAUUAAAAAUUCAACAUAAAUGGUUUCUUGUCGGCUUUUUAUCGGAGCUAUAUUUCUGGUAGAAAACAUAUCAGUGUAAAACUUUAAAAUAAUUAAAUUAUACCGACUGUAAAUUUUUCAUUUUAUAUUGAGUAUAUUCGUCUUUUUAGGGUUUUCCCAAAAAAUAUAAAAACAUCUCAGAAAAUUAAAAAAUAACUAUCUCCUUGAGUAACUAGAAUUGCAUUAAAAAGAGGUCAAAAAAGGUCACUUGUCAUUUUUUGAUUGAAGCAAGAUUUGUAGAAUAAAACAUCAUAAGUUACAAAAAUAAAAAACAUGAAAUCGUUACGUCAUAACUUGAAAAAAAAAAACUUUUUUUUUAAUAGUUGUUAGUUUGAGAAAUUAUUACUUUCUCUGUAAGUGGCUAUACAUUAAAAGGAACAAAAUUGAUAUGUUUUUUGAAUUGGAGCAAUAUUUCAAGUAAAAAAUUUAGUUUGUGAAGAUUAUAAAAUAUUUAAACCGGGAGGCGUAAAUAUUUGCCGUUCUACCUAUUUCAGGUUUUUCCCAAUUAUUUUGAAAACCAUUUAGAAAAUCUAGAAUAAACGUCCACCCCGUUGCACCAAUUAGAGAAAAUUUCCUUUCAAAAAUGGUGCUACACUUGAUAUUUCAGAGCAAGAUUUCUGGUAGAAAACUUGUUGAUAGGCAAAAAAAAAUUAAUAAAUUAAAAACACAGAUCAUAGUUAUACCAAUAAAUCCCUUUUUACGCUUCAUAUCUAAAAAAAUUAAACAUCAUUGUAAAACCAAUACAUUCCUUUGCUCAGAAUCUAAAAUAGACAUUAAAUAAUAUUGUUAUAUUGGUGUUUUUCUAGCGAUCCAGAAUAUUAUAAUCAUAAUACAAGCACGUUUAUUAUUGUUAUUUUCUCGUAUACAGGUAUAUCCAUCCAAGGCGAUCCCGGUAUAGACGGUUUACUUGGAUUUAAUGGAAAACCUGGUAGAAUUGGCCAGAAGGGUUUGAAAGGUGAACCGGGCCUCGCACAAUACGGGUACCUAUCUAUAAUAAAUUCAAUAUUGUUAUUUGUUUUUCAAAACGUAUCUACAAUUAGAAUUAUUUUAAAUUAACACGAUAUUUAUUUUAAUUGUUUGUUUUCGUGUAGCGUAAAAGGGGACACGGGUGAUGUGGGCUUUGAUGGUUUCGAAGGAUUACCCGGCGAAAAGGGUGCCAUCGGAGAAAUUGGAUUCGAAGGACUUCCGGGUAUGCGUAUUGACAUUGUUAUUGCCGAUUAUUUCUAAUUUUAUUAUAAUAAAUAUACGACAUAUUUAAGUAAAAAAGGAAGAAAUUAUAUUUAUACAUAUCUGUAUACUUUUGUUUUUGUUAUUGCAUGUUCAAGGUGCUCCCGGUUUAAAUGGUGUGCCAGGUAUGCCCGGAAACCCUGGGCCUCCUGGAUUUACAGGAUUUUCCGGUCCAAAAGUAAGUAUAAUUUGUUGAAUAUCCAUGAAAUAUAAUAUUAAACUGAGUUAUAUUACAUAAUAUGUAAACACGUAAUAUCGGUUAAUUCCGUCACUUUUUAAAUUGUUAUUAUAAUCAAAUAGAACUUUUCACGAAAUAUUUUCUCCGUAAAUUGAUAAAUAUUAUUAGUGUUGAAUAAAAAGUUUUGAAUGUGUGUUUUUUUUAGGGUUUAAAGGGAGCAUCAGGGGAACCAGGUUAUUGGAUUGAUCAAAUAAAAGGAUCGAUGGGUGAUAGAGGAUACCCAGGACCACAGGGUGAGUCCAAUUAAAAUUAAUUACGGUUUUUAAAAAGCAAACAUUUACACUUGAAUUUGGAUACCUGUUGUAUAAAAAUCUAAACAAAUAUUUACAAUAAUAUAGGAUUGCCUGGACCACCUGGACCGGAUGGAUUCCGUGGACUCGAUGGUCUUCAGGGAGAACGUGGAGAAGAUGGCUUCCCAGGCCUACGUGGAAGAACAGGUAAAUUCAUCGUCCUUCUUAUUAUUCUUGUUACAUAUACUUAACUGUCAAUUAAUGAUUUUUUAGGUCCACAAGGUUUCAAAGGAAAAUCUGGAACAUUAGGAUAUCCAGGAAGACCUGGUCAGGAAGGAUAUCCCGGUAUAAUUAUUUCACAGUAUUUUUUUUUUUUUUAUAAAAAUUCUAUGUUUAUAAAUAUGAUAACGGUUAUCAAACUAUUAUGUUACGAAUAAGGUCCACCUGGAGCACCAGGUAUUCCUGCUCCAGUAGGAAAACCACCACCAAAUCGUGGUAAUUUCUUUACGUAUCAUUCUCAAACUGACAUUGUACCCACUUGUCCAAAGAACACCGUACAACUUUGGUCUGGAUAUUCGUUAUUGCACUUUAUGGGCAACGCCAAGGCACACGGACAAGAUUUAGGUACAUGAAUAUAUUAUCAUCAUAUAAUUUUCCACUAGUCGAUUAUAAAAUAAAAUAUUGACUUUUGUAAUUUUAAGGUACACCGGGAAGUUGUUUGCAAAGAUUCAACACCAUACCGUUCAUGUUCUGUGACCUGAACGAAGUGUGCAACUACGCGAGUAGAAACGAUUACAGUUAUUGGCUGAGCACUCCUGAACCUAUGCCAAUUAUGAUGACACCAAUCCUGGGUUCGGAUAUUUCAAGAUACAUAUCGAGGUGAGUAUAUUAUUAUUUUUGUAAAACCUGUAUAAAACGUAAUCAUUUAUUACAUUAUUAUAUUAUUACGUUUCAAAGAUGUUCUGUUUGCGAAGCUCCAACGAGAGUAAUUGCUGUGCACAGUCAAUCCGUAGCGAUACCCGAUUGUCCGACAGGUUGGAGCGAAUUGUGGAUUGGAUACAGUUUCAUAAUGGUAAUUUAAAUAUAUAUAUAUAUAUAAAUAUUUUUAUACAUUUUCGAGUAAUAAAAUAAACGAUACAAACCGGUGACAAAGUAUAUUUAAAUUUAAUUGGAAAAUAUAUAAAUAAAAAACAAUUUUACAAUCGUUUAAUAUGUCCGUUUAAAACGUCCACUACUCCGAUGUAUCUAAUAAUUGUAUUUACUCGAUUCGUGAUAUAUUAUUUUGACGCGAUAAAAUUCAAAAGAGAAACCUAUUCGGGAAUUGUUCACCCAUGUUAAAUCCCGUACACUAGCCGUUUCCAAUUCCAUACGUAAUUCGAUAACUAUUAUAAUAUUUAGUAUACUAUGCGAAUCAAGCGCGGUCGGUGUACAAAUUACUAUAGAUAAUAUUAAUCGGGAAAGUAGAGCACAUUUUGUCGCGAACCUGUUUCUGCUCCUUCUCCGACUUUUAUUCGAACGAACUAUUCAUGUCUGUGGCCGCCUCUGCUACCCCAUUCCACUGAUACUAUUUAUUGCCAUGCCGAUGUUGACUGUGGAAUUUAUUUUUGACAAAUAUCUUUUCAUCGUGCCGGUCCAUCUUUGGUGCGAUCUCUCAAUAGAUCGAUUUCCAUUAGGCUUUUCAAUCACAACUAUCCUCGAUGCCUAAAGGCUGUUUUUCUUCCCGCGCCUUUCGAUAGCAUUUGCUUAUUCUGAUUCAAAUUGCAGACUGUAAAUAAAUUCGUACGUGUUUUUAUAAUGAAAUAAAAACGUUCAUAAUGAGGCAUCCUUCUACUCUGCCGUGCACGAUCCGCUCAUUAUAAUAUUGUACUAUUUGAAAACUAGCAAAUAUUUAGAAUGCUACCUAUUGAAUCUUUGUCUUUUCCUUUAUUUUUUCUAUCGAACGGUCCUGAAACCACAUUGAACAUUGGUGCAUAGAAUUUUUCUUCCGAAGUUUCGAAGAAUAUAAUUGAUAUUGUAAAAUACUUGCGUAGAAAAUUGGACAUGAAUUAUAUACUUAUUUUUGAUUUUGACUUUCUAGCACACUGAUUCCGGUGCUCAGGGCGGCGGUCAAUCGUUAAUUAGUCCAGGAUCAUGUCUGGAGGACUUCAGACCGAGACCGUUUAUUGAAUGUCACGGAUUAGGACGUUGUAACUUCUUCACCACGGCGUAUUCGUAUUGGUUGUCGACCAUCGAGGACCGAGACAUGUUCAGAAAACCACGACCACAGACGCUCAAAGAGAACUCGCUGAAAACGCGCAUCAGCCGGUGCGCGGUGUGCUUGAGAAAUCGGCCCGGGCAAUAUUGA